Molecule: messenger RNA, 45989 nt
Organism: Podarcis lilfordi (Lilford's wall lizard)
Lineage: Eukaryota; Metazoa; Chordata; Lepidosauria; Squamata; Lacertidae
Source: the annotation of a GenBank genome assembly
AUGUCGGACAACCAAAGCUGGAAUUCCUCGGGCUCCGAAGAGGAUCCCGAGACCGAGUCCGGGCCGCCUGUUGAGCUCUGCGGAGUCCUCAGCAAGGUAAGGAGGUCCCUUCCUCUCGCCGCCACGGAGCGGUCGUGCUCGGCUUGGCUUUUCACCUGAGCUCCCCCCCCCCUUCGUCUCCUUCGUGGUCGACGGGGGACAUGCGGGGGGCGCCCCCUGCGGUAGGGUAUCCGGUUGUGGGAGCCUGGCGCCGAGUCCCCCCUCUCCCCGCAAUAACUGGCCACCUCGCCUGGUAGGGUGGCGGCCUAGGAGCCUCCUGCCCUCUUCCCCAGCUUAGAGGGAGGUCUCCGCACAUCUCCUUCCCCGCCUCCCACAGGCUGUUGUGGCUUCUGUUUUUGUUAUUAUUCCGGUUUGGUGGUGGUGGUGUGUUAAAAAAAGGCUUCACCUCCGCAGUCUUGGAAACCAUUUAUCCGGGUAGAGGGGCGGAUUGCUUAGUUUCAGAGCGAAGCCUUCGCCCUUUCUAGGUGGAAAAUGUCUGUGAAUGUCACUUUCUCUAUUCCCCAGGAGUCCACCCGCCGCUGCCACCUUUCCUUGAUGAUCAAAGUAUGAGUCUUGGUUUGAGGAAGGGUGACUUGGUAAAAUAAUAUUCGUGCUCAUUGGAGUGGGACUUUUAUUAUUUAAUUUCUCUCUCUGUGUGUGUGUGUGUGUGUGUGUGCAUGUGAUGCAGCGGAGAAGGAAAAAAGAUCAAUCUGUUCCAUCAGGUUCUUCUCAAGAGCCUGGUAAUCCUGACUAGAUUUCACUUGUAGCCACAGCUUGGCUGAGUAAUGCUGCCGAGGCAGCCUGUAUGGGGAAUCGCUCAGGGCGCUUCCACUCGUUGAUUCUGCACGACUGGAAAAGCUAACUUCUUGGGCCUGCGAAUCGAAACCUUACACGGUUUUCUCCCUCUUUUAAAAAAACGAAGGAAACAAAAUCAUGUGAUAUGCAUGAACACAUAACGCACAAUUGUACCACAGAGAAGAGUGGUGUGACCUUUGCUCUAAACAGUGCAGUAAAAUAGACUGACUGGAGGGACAGUAUAGGGAGAAAGUACAGGAGAAAGCAGCUGUAUACACAACUGGAGGACUUUAAGGCUUCAGUCCCUGUAUUAUUUCUAAUUUUUAGCGUGAAUCCUUUGCAGUUUUGCUAUUUAGAAAUUGCAAAGGAGUCAUUAUUCAGACAGAAAGCUAAGUUUUUAAGCAAGACAUCAAGUUUUAGCAAUAUGAUUAAGCCCUUCAGAAACUGAAUGGUAAUUUUGCUUUUUGAAGCAGUUUCACUUGCACUAUGCUUUUGACCCUGUUUUCUGUACUGAAGCAAGCAGUGAAAGCACAAGCUGUGAGAUGCUCGAGUUGGAAAACGUUAUUGCUGAAAAAGCUUUUGCAGUCCAGUUAGUUUUCACGUAUUUAUAGGGAAACUAAACAUAAAUUCCCAAGUAUUGUCAUUUCUGAAUUAGAAGGUAGAUAAAGGUAGAGGGUAAAGGGACCCCUGACCAUUAGGUCCAUUCAUGACUGACUCAGGGGUUGCGGCGCUCAUCUCGCUUUACUGACCAAGGGAGCUGGCGUACAGCUUCCGGGUCACGUGGCCAGCAUGACUAAGCCACUUCUGGCGAACCAGAGCAGCGCACAGAAACGCCGUUUACCUUCCCACCGGAGCGGUACCUAUUUAUCUACUUGCACUUUGACGUGCUUUCGAACUGCUAGGUUGGCAAGAGCAGGGACCGAGCAACGGGAGCUCACACCGUCGUGGGGAUUCGAACCGCCGACCUUCUGAUUGGCAAGUCCUAGGCUCUGUGGUUUAACCCACAGCACCAUCCGCGUCCCGGUAGAAGGUAGAUAAAGUGCUGCAAAUGGGGACUCUGGAUCAGGUAACAAGAAUAUGACACAUGGCAUGCUGUCCAGAUCUCAGAGAUUGGAAACUCAUGCAGCCCUUUAGCCCAAUAUGACUUUAGAUGAUAGUUAGCUGCCAGAAGGAAUUUAGGCAUCUUUGUUACAGCAAAGAUAUGAAGCAACUCUCUGCCAUUUUUCAGUAGGAAUGGAGACUCCUGGGGUUGAGUCUAGUGCAGCUUUCUUCAAAACUGACUAUUCCUGCUGGCUUUAGCUAAAUGGCCUGAUUUUUGCUCUAAAGCAUAAGCACAGAAUGCUCACCUGCACUCAUCUUUGAACAGAAUUGUAAUGCUCACAACCAGUGUGGAUUUAGACUGUUGCCAGGUGCAGGUACUGACGGUUGUGUACAGUAUGUAAUGUGGCAAUUAUUCAACAUCCUUGACAACUUUCUUUUCUUGUCAACUGUUUAGUUUUAGUUUUUGUUUUAAACUCAAUCUGCAACUUAAUGCAGCUUUUAUUAUUAGCCAAUGUACAAUUUAUACCAACAUUAUUUCAGCUCCUUGUCAUCAUGUGACUUCCAAAUGUUAAAUCUCAAGGUUGAAAUGUAUGUUGCUUUUCAGGCUGCCCACCCCUGAUGUUAGCCAGGAUGCCUUUCCUGUUCUCAUCUAUACAGGAAUAAAUGAAAGGAAAUCUAAAUUGCAAAAUGUCUCUAACCUGUUGCAUAUUAAAAAGCUGAACUACAUUAUUGCAUAGUUUUUAGAACUUUCUUUGUGAUUUGUGUCUUCAUUAAUUAAAUGAAAUAAAUUGAAAUUAGUAGAUUUUCAAGGAUUUAAAAAGCAAGAAUACAGUCUUCUGCUAAAUAUAAGGUACAGGAACAAAAAAAACACCAUUUGUUUUCUUAUAGAAUGCCCACUUGAAUGGCAACUUAUGCAAGUGCAUAUUAUGCAUGCACAUAUAUUAUCGCUGUAGAAUUCUAUACAAAGAAUAAUUUUCUGUAUGUUAGCUUGUCAAACAGCUAAGCUUGCUUCUAUCUUUAGUACAAUCUUUUUCUCUUUAUACAUUUCUAAUUUAAGACUUCCUAUAUAUUUUAACUUAUAGAAUGAAACUCAUUGUUGUGGAAUGGCUUUUGAUCUAAGAGAUGUCCAUUAACAUAAGGGAAUGGGAGAUUGUUUUUGCCAAUCCCCUCCUCCUGCUGCAGCCCCUGAACCUCGCAAAAAUGAGUUCCAGAAGUUUGGAGGACCCUUCAGAAGAAUGUGGAAGAUGACAUGAAAAGUUCAGGGGACUGCAGCUGGAAGAACUUGCAAAAAUUUCUUUCACUCUUGAUCAAAUGCCGCUCUACAAGGUUAUUGCCCAUUGCAUAUAUAUUUUAAGAUCUGGAUUAUAUUAUUAAGAUACAAGUAGCAUUAAAAGUGAAAUCCUCAGUUCAGUAAUUCUACUGAACAUUAAUUAAAACUAGAUUGUUUGAUGAUCCAUUGAGGAAGGGUUAACCAGUGAGUGUUCUAUUAUGAUCUUACUUAUCAGUGGUGGAAACUUCAUUGCUAUUUAAGUUACUUUUAUUUAAUAUUUUAAUAUUAUGUUUACUUAGUUACCUGAAGUAACUUGAAGUAACUAAUUCUCUUUGGGUUAGUCCUAGUAUUUUGUUACAAGUUAAGAAUAAUUUGAAGAGUUCCAGCUCAGUUGGUAGAGCAUGAGAGACUUAAUCUCAGGGUCAUGGGUUCAAGUCCCAAGGGCAAAAGAUUCCUGCAUUGCAGGGGUUUGGACUAGGUGACCCUCGUGGUCCUUCCAACUCAACAAUUCUGUGAUUCUAACCAGGGCAUCUUUACAUUUUGAUGAAUUUAAUCUGGGACAGUGGUAUGGAUUUUCUGGAAAAGUUUGAGUGGAAAUAUUGUUUACCCUAUAUCAGCUUGUUAGCAUGCUAAUUUAGCAUGCUUAGAUUGUAUAGUUGGUUCAGUGUCUAGGGGAUAGUAGUCUGAAAAGGUUAGUUGCAACUUUGAAAUUGCCUGUUUUGAUACUGUAUCCAUUCAUGAUGUUGCAAAUAAAAUUUAGGUAACAAUGUACUUUUAAAACAAAAUUAACUGCAGAAAAGGGUGAUACCAAACAGUAGGCAUACUACAAGUAGACCUACUGAAAACAAUGAAAACAUUUAUCUCAGUUAGUCAACUCUGACUUGAAUGCCACCAAUUGUAGUGGCAAAUCUGCUGUCUCACUCACAUCAUUACUAUCUGCAAGCAUCUGUCUAUAUAAAAAGUGUAAUUCAUGUUAUGCUGCAGUAAAUUCACUGAUCAAUUACUGUAUUUUUCCGUGCAUAAGACUAGGUUUUUUCCCUAAAAAAUAAUGUCAAAAAUUAGGGAACAUGUUUUACACGGAUACAUCUCCCCCUACUUUCUCAAAUCUGAAUCCCCUGAAAUAGGGGAUUCCGUCUUAUAGACGGAAAAAUACAGUAAAUAACUUUUCAUCUUAGUUUCAAGACUCCUCAUACUGGUAGGGAAUGAGUUCAUUUAUUUGGGAAAGAGUAAGUUAUUUUCUCUUCACUUUUGCCAUGCAAAUGUAUAGGAUGAUAUCUGGUCAUACUUGGAAUAGACGCAUCAAAAUCAAUGGACUUGGGUAAUUUAAAUUGAUUGGUUUCAAUGAGUCUAUUCAUGAGUAUGACUAACACUGGCUAUUACCUAUAAUCUUGGGUCCAUCACAUGACCUGUGAAAAUUGUGGUGAUGAUGUCUGUUUUCAGCAGUAAGUAGCCAUGGUUCAUUAGAAAAUCUCCAAAAUUCCUAAAUUGACUCUUAAACUGACACCACCUUCCUCUGUAACGACUGUACACCCACAUAAUCUAUUCCAGAUGAUUGGGAGAGGAAAUUUAUUCCACCAUCAGUGUCCAUUCUGCCAGUAGAUGAAUACCAUUGAAUUUUAUUCAUAAUAAAUUGGUGACUUAUUAGGGCUAUCUCAGAUGUCACAAAGUAAUGAAAAAUCAAAACUCUCCUCAAUACUUUGUGACACUUUAGAUGAUUCUAAUAAUUGCAUUGGCCCACUGAUAGGGGUUCCUUGCAAAUAUGCCUAAAUCUUGGUUGCUCUUUGUACCUGUUCUUGCUUGACUGCAGAUGGCAAGAAUUGAACUCUGUAUUCCAAGAACUGCACUAUGGCUUUGUCUAUUCAUGUUGUUUUCUAUGCUGUGAUGAAUAGUUCUGUUUGCCUUUUGAGCAGUGAAAUGUGUGGAACUGAUUAUUGUAUUAUUGGAAAUAAAUCCUGGUGGCUUUUCUCAAUUAUAAUGUUUACUUAAGUUAAAAGAAAUGAAAACUUUUUUUUAACUAAGAAAUGAAUACUUUUUUAUUUCGAGUGUAUGUAUAAAACUUUGUAUUUGUUUCUAAUGAUUAAUGUAUUGUACUUGCCAAUUUGAAUUGUUUAAAAAUGCAACUAUACAGGCACAAAGGCAUGCUUCUGUAAUUAACAGUUUCAUUCACUAUGACAAUCCUAUGAGGACACAAUGGCCUGGUUCAGAAAUCAUGGUAAGACAAACUAUGACUUAACCAGGAUUGUGUGGGAUUCCAAAGAGAAACUUGUGGUCACAUUGCUCCUUUCCUGGCUUUAUUCCAAUGCUAGGUCAAGGUUUUACUUCAAAAUGAUUUCUGAAACUCCGCCUUUUUAUAAAACAAAAGAAGAACCCUUGUUAGCUGGAAAAACUCAAGGCAUUGAGUGUUGCCCAGGCCCUUAAAACUGACUGCUAGUGGUCCCUAAGAAUUCUGACAGUACCCCAUACCUAAAUAGGACUGCCUAUUGUUGAUCUAAAAUAUUUUCCUCAGCUUGCUGUCAAUUAACUUGAACUCAAUUAACUUGCAGUCCUCUGGUACUUAACUUGAAUUAGCUGUUGAAUUCUCAGAGUUCUGCUGUCUCAUUUGGGUGUCUGCUUAGAAUGCACAAAACUGGUUGCUUACUUCAGUUCAGUCUCUUUGGUUCAAAAAUUGAAGUGCUAACCCAUGAAGCUUAUAUGUGACUAUUUGUGCUUGAUUAUUCUUCAUUAAUUUAACAUAAAAGUUGGAGUUCAUUGUUUGACCUCUGAAAAGGGCCUCUAAGGUUCAGUGUUGAACCAGUGAAAUAGUUUAUAGAACUUUAUAUUUAUUUUGGCAGGCAUUAAUCUGGUUAGUUUUUAUGUACGUUUUAUCUACUGCUGUGUUUAUGUUUUAGUAUUCAAUUGGCUUUUAACAUUAUGUUUCUUAAAUUGUGCUUAGUUUAAUUGUUAGCUGCCUUCGGCAUCUGUUGGACAGAAAAGCAGAUUGUUUAAAUAAAAUAUUUCUUAUAGAACUAAAACCUAGGGAUAUCAAGCACAUAGGAAUGAAUUGGCAGUUUUAAAAGCCAGGAAGAUUUUUGGUCAGCUUUUCCCCAUACCCCACUACUGUAUGCCAGGUAUUUUAGCACUCAAGCAGCUAGUAUCUGUAGAUUCCUAUUUUGAUACAAGUAUUACCUGCAGCAAAAUGUUGCAGUAUACUCAGCUCCUGUUCUUUUUAGUCUUCUUUAGGCAGGGUUCAGGAGGAUGGGAAAGAAUGAACCCUCUUUCUUUCUGAUCCAUCUUUGAGGCAGUAUCUACUGUACUAAAGAAUUGGGUCGCAGGUAGUAGAAAAAGAUAAAUAAAAGCAUUUAUUUCAUUCCAUUUAUGAAUUGCUUCCUGUGAAACAGCUCAAAGCAAUCUAACAUUAAAAAACACAGGCAUUUUUAGCUAUUAAGCUUGGAUGAGAAUUCUGGAGAGUAGUAAAUGGAAAAAUCAACUUUAUUCAUUUUCUUUUCACCUCAAACAUCACUGUGUAGACUAGGAAAUAAAGGGCUUAUUAUUUUUUUGAAGAACACAUCACAACACCUGCUUCCAGAAUGCUUUUUCUAAGCUGAUAGGUAUUUGAGCUGGCUAAUUACCUCCCUACCCCCAUUGUAAACACACCCCAUGCCAAACUAGCACCUCAACAGCUUUCUGUCGGGAAGCUAACAGAUGCUUGUCAGGUUUUGGAUGUGGAAAAAAACUUAACUUACAGAUGAAUAUAUUUAUAUACAUGCAGGGAGCCCCCAAGAAAAAGUAGACAGCUCUGUCUUAUUUUGAGGUAGUGUUAUUCCACCUCACCUCGUUCCCAGUGGAAACCAGUGCUGGCAGUUUCACCAGCAAUAUCCCUUCCCUAAGUCAUUUCAGGAAAUCAUUAGUACUCAUCAUCCUGUGGGCCAUACUCAAAUUUGGUACUCAACCCUUGCAGAGGUUACAGAUCGCCUGAAGCUAAAAUCUGAUAAAGUCUGAUGAAGCUAGUGAAUCCUUCUGUACUUAUGAUUGAUUGUAUGAAUCUGUUUUCAUAGACGUUAAUGCAGUAUUACCAACAGUAUUUAUUUUAGGAACCAAAAUCCAUUGCACAAUGCUGAUGGGGUGUUAAUGCCAAAUAUUAAAUGUAUAUUCAAAUGUUAUUUUUAUAUACUUUUGUUUAUUGUGGAGCUUUGUAUUAAAUGUUCCUUUCAAGCACAUGGAGAUCACAUAGUGAUCUACUCAUUGAGCUUUCUACCCAGGUGAAAUACGAUAGCUCUUCUGAAUAAACUACCGUAUGUGCAUCAGUGUACAUUUUAGUUAUAUGUACUGUUUUAUUGUGCUACUCUCAUUUCACAGUGAUGACUUUUUUGACAAAGAGAUGAGAUAGUAAGGAGACUAAUAUAUGUGGGGGGGGGAAUAGUUAAGUCUAGGCUAGCGAACAUAAACAUUUAAAAUCUGUGUCCAGUUUUUGUUUCUGAGCCUGCAACAUAUUUAUUCUGUACAAUCAGUUUCUUCAUGAUGAGGACUGUAGACUAGCCUCUUCUUAAAAGGCAGCCCAGAUUUACAGGAAUACAAACCAUGUAUUUCAGUCUAGAGCUUAUAGUUGGUGAUAGGAUAUAACCACCUAAUGUUUAUUGUGAAUUGUGGCAGAUCUGCCACUUCUGAAAUGGUAUUGUUAUGAUUGUCCCUACUACAUCUGACCUUGUUUAUUUUGAACACUUAUUUUCUAAGGAAUUGGCAUUUCAUUUUCAGAUUGUCUGCAUCAGAACCAUUUUUUACUCUGUGUUGUAACUUUUGAUUAAAGCACUAUACAUUAGCAUAUAAAUUGUAACAGUUCAUUUAUUUUUAUGGGGGAAAUUUUUAAAACAAGAUUUGGAAAAACUAUGGGUGGUGUUUGAUGUUAGUCAUACUUGGAGUAUGUAUAGCUAUUGAAGUAAAUGAAUUUAAGUAACUUUGAUUUCGCUGGGUCUAUUUUCUGAGUAUGACUUGGUUGGGUUUCACUCGUAAGAAAAUUAUGCACAAAUGGUAUGGAGCUUUGUUUGAUUAAAAAAUGUAUGUGUUUGUUUUCUUUAGUGGACCAACUACAUCCAUGGGUGGCAGGACCGGUGGGUGGUCUUGAAGAACAAUACUCUAAGUUACUACAAGUCUGAAGAUGAAACUGAGUAUGGCUGCAGAGGCUCAAUCUGUUUGAGUAAGGCUGUCAUUACAGUAAGUGUUGUUUUAAAGUUUCUUUGUGCCCGUGCUUUAUGUACAUUUCCAGACAAUAAUAAAUAGAAGCGAAUAUGGUAAAAAAAUGAAUAAUUUUUAGUGUAAUCUUCUGUCAGAGCAGUAUGGUUUAGAAAUACUUGCAUAAGAGCUGUCAAUAUUUUUUAGUUAGCUAUAGGAAGAAUAGAAAAUCUUUGCAAUAAUUUUUUUACAGUAUAAAAUUCUGAGAUGCACAGCAAUCAAGCGUGUGCCUUGGAUUCAGGUGAAUCCCAAUUCUAAGUGGGGUGUCUCAUAGGGUUUUUGGGAUCUGUUAGAAUUGAAAUGGGAAGUAUAGGAGAGAGCAAGAGACAAAAGCAGGGACACUGAAGCACUUUACGGUGCCUCAGCAAUCCAGACAUCAGAACAAUUCCUGCUUACCUGUAUCUGUCAAAAACUAAAGUAGCAUCUUCAAGCUUACCAUACAAGGAAUAAUACUGGGGUGGUUGAUGAAGAAGAGAGAGCAGAUACCACUGACAGUUCAAGCUUACAAUCAGUGGGAAUGAUAUUACCCCCAAAAUAAAUCCAUUUUAGUUAUUUGUGACUCCCAAAUCAAAUUUAAAUAUGCCUAGCACAAAAGCCCCUGGACCUAUUUGCCUAUUAUUUGGCAAGCUUUAUCCAUUCUGGCGGGGCUAGUAUGCUUUCAGAAUUCAUCCAUUUAUCUUGGAGGGGGAAAUGCUAAACUACACAUACACACACACACACACACACACACACACUUCCAAUAGUGAAGGGUGUGGAGGACAAAGUAGACCUGGUUGGACUGCAAAGUGAGUUAGGCAAUAAAGUGCCUUGGGCGCUAAUGCACUGUUUUCUAGAGUACCAGAUUAUGGUCUGAACUGAAUCUUGUGACCAGUGUACACACCUAAGAGCAAUAUUGCAGUAAUUCUGAAACCAUCUUAAGACCAGCAUAUCAAGUGACCACAUGAUUGUUUCCUGAUUCAUCAGCAGAUCUGCAUGGAAGCACCCAUGCUCUAGCAGCUCUCAUGCUCUUGGUAUUAAUGUAUGAUUCAGGCUUCAGGUGGCUUCAUCACAUGUUUCUUAAAGUGUAUCAUGGGGCUUAAAAAAAAAAAAGCCUUGUCCAGGCCAGGCUCAAGAGACCUGAAUCGCAUGUGUAAGAACCACAUGUACAGCUGGAGCUUGUUUGUUUUUUAGUGCAGUGUUUCUGCUGCCAAGGAGACAAGCCACUUUUGAAACAGCAGCCUGUCUCUUUUAAAAGUGGGAAAGAUAUGUUUUCUAAGAAGAUUUUGCCAUUCAUUAAUUUGUAAAUAUUUGUGUUAACAAAAACACUUUAAAAUGUCUUGUUGCCCCAUUUAUUGGGGUCUUCUUUUACAUCAGGGGUUGGGAACAUUUUUAAACUCCACAGACCAGAUCCUUACUGUUACCAGCCUAAACUGGCAGGUGGGUGGCCAUGAAACAACAUAAUUAUGAUUUCACAUGGUUGACAGAUGGGCAAUGUAUCAAAAUUGGUUAGUAUUGAACCGUAGUCACUUAAUGAUAUAACAGUGUUUGCUGUUGUGGUUUCAUUAACUACACACUACCAAAUUUUAUGAUUUUGCAAAAACAGCCAUGGAGUUUGCAUCCUAAAAUAUAUUUGGUAGCUAGUGUAAAGUUGCAGCAACAGCUACCUGUAACAUGGCAGUAAUUUAAAGCAGUUUAAUAGUAACCCUCUUCUUUCCUGAAUAAUCCCUGGGAUUAUAUAGAUGAUAUAACUGGUGACUUCAGCUGAUGGGUAGGAGGGCAGGGUUCAAUCCUGCAUUGGUUGUGCACCCUGUUCCCACAUAUUGUUUAGGACAAAAACCCAAUAAAGAGGCUCCUGUCAGUUUAUCUCUUUGGUUUCUAUGUCUUUGAAAGCAGGCGGAUCCCAUAUUUGAUUAUAUGCACUGCUAGUUAAUAAUUAGCUUCAGCUGUUCCUCCAUUAGUACCAUAACAACUUUAUAUGAUACCAAUCUGUACUGUUCAGAUUUGUCAUUAAGAAUGUUAAGUGAGAAAAUUAUUGUAGCAUAGGAUUUAGAAAACCAUAUUGCUGCAGAUUCACUGUCCAGACAUGAAGAAAAUGUUUUAGGUUAAAAUUACAUUUUAAAGACCUCAGAUUGAUAUGCUAGAGUUACACCAUCCCUCUUCCUGAUACUGAAAGAAUUUUUUUCACAGAUCUUUAUCUGCUGUUUAUAAUAAAAUGUAAUAUUUGUGUCAUAAAUUGGUUAGUAUUGAGCCAUAGUCACAUAUAGCAGUGUUUGCUGUUGUAUUUUCGUUAAGUACACACUACCAAAUUUUAUUAUUUUGCAAGAACAUAUAAUUGGUAACAUUGCAACUACAUCUUUUAAAAAUCAGAAGCCCUCAUCUUCUUAGAUUAUUACUUAAAAAUGCUCCAAUCCCUGUAAUUUUGAAGCAACUUGUGAAACUACCUCACUGGUGGAACAUGCCCCUUCACAACAAUUGUUCACAAUUGUGAACAGAUGUACAGUUUCUGAUUCUCUUUCCUUGACCUGAUUGUUUUCUGAUUAUUUAGAGAAGGCUUGGCAACUAUUGUUUAGGAAUUGCUGUGGAACCUGAGAGGAAGUGUAGUGGAAGCAGUAAAUCUUCUGUAUAAACACAGUAGAUGUUGCACUGCACAUUUAUUUACAGCAGAGGCACAGGUUUGCUUCCUUUAUAGGCUGGGGAAAUAGCUGUGAAGCAAUUGCUUUGAAAGUUUUUAAAGGAAAAAUAUAAUUUAUAAUUUUAAACUCACCCCCCCCAAAAAAAAGAAAAAUACCCUUUUAAACUGCAUCUGUUCUACUAAGAUGUAGAUGCCAAAUGCAAACCAACUUUGUGUGGCAACUGAAUCUCUGAAGAUAACCUGUUGGCAGUGAUAUGCCCUCUAACAUUUCAAAUGUGAAAAUAGGGACCCUCCUGCUCAUGAGUGAAUGGUACAAAGCAGAGUGUAACAGCCCAAUUAAGAUUGUCCCCAGUGGUGACUUGGCACUAGUAGAGGCGUCUCCACUUGUGAUAGGCAGGACACCUAUUUAUUACUGAUCCCUCCUACUCAAUGCAGCCCCUGAAAAGCUUCUUUUGAGUAUUGGGAGGAUAUUGGGAUAUACCAUAGAUGGCUAUAGGUUGGAGUGCCUUCAGUUGCCCUGUAAAUUAAGAUUUGGGGGGAAAAGUUUAUUUAAAAGGGGAGAAGGGUCAGGUGAUCCACACCUUGGAGCAUGAAUCUAGUGACUCCCCACCCCCCACAAAUAACAUUCCUCCCUGUCUGGCUGUUGCAUUUACAGACACCUUAGUCAAGAAGCAUCCAAUCUCCCAUUCCUUAUUUUGUGCAGCAGUUGCCAAUCAGGCUGCUGCUUGGUCAUGAUACUCCAGUCACCUUAACUGAGAGGCACCAAGGAGACUCUCCCUCUCUGUUUCCCUUUCAUCUCUGGAAAUCUUUCCAGUUGGUUAGGCCUUCAUGGUCAAGGCAUUCUGAUUAUAGUAGACAAAUCACCUCCAUCCUUCCUCCCCACUUUAGAGCCAGGGAGGGGCAGGGAUCAUUGCACAAUUGCCAGGGUAGUUUCCACCCUCUCUGUCAUUUCCAGAUUGAGUACAAGGCUCACUCUCCGUGGCAAGCAACACUGUGGAAACCUGACUUUGAAACUCCUGAUACAAGCACAAUGUUACAGCUGCAUUUGGCCCUAAAAGCACUGUGGUGUUUUUACAAAAAUUUGCUUGGGUUGAGUGAACAUGGUUGCUGGGUUGUAAAAUAGAAGGGUGGGGGGAGUUGUUGGUCUGUUUGCCGUUGCAAUACAGCCAAAAAAUGUUUCCCUCCAGUAGUUUUUAAAAAAACAACAAAAUAACAUAUUGAUAGAAAGCAUUGAAAAAUAAAUCCAUGGCUGCAAAAUGUUGCCUCGCUGAGUAUUUGUUGUUUAAUGUUAAAACUGUUUUUUAGUCACGUGUGCAGAAUGAGAAUGGGAAGGUGCAAGUUUCAGUAUUUAAGGCUUAUUGGAAUAAGAAAAAUCACAUACUUCAAAACAACUAUGAUAAUACUUAACAAUUGUAUAAUGCCUUCAAGUGCUCAAAAUGUCUCACAUACAUUAUGUAGCUGCAAUCCUUACAACAGUGCUGUGAGGCAGUGGUAGGGAACCUCUGGCCCAUGGGCCAAUCUUGGUUUGCCAUGGGUUCUAGUUUUGUCCUUGAGGCUGGUUUCUUUUUUUAAGCACACCCACUUGUCCAUCAGCUGACAGCACUCCAAUUAGCCGGGGUGGGAGUUUCAAUUCCUCAUGGAACUGGCAUGUGUAGUCAUGGCAGCAGGAUUUAAUCUUCCGCUCAUCAGCUGUUGAGAGGAGACUUAAAUUCUGCUCAGUUCAGCACGAUUCAGUACAAGCCCCUUCUUGGUGACAGGGGUUUGCAUCGAAACCUAUACUAAAAUGGAGGGGCAACCCUUCGUUUUAGCAAGGUGUUCAGUACACACCGCUUGUCAUCAGGAAGGGGUUUGCCUUUAACUGCCUACUUACAUUGAGCUUUUGUCUUCUGUUUUAGCAAAGAGCUUUGAAGUGCUACCAUAGUGACCUCAGGUGAUUGUUAAGUGGAUAGCCCUACCCACCUGUCAAAUUUUGUCUAAACCUAAUAAGAACCUGAUCCAUGGAGCCAAAUGUUUUCCCACCCCUUCUGUAAGCCAGGUCAUAUUUAAGUCGUAUUGCAGAUGGCAGUGUCUGAGGUUGGGGGUGGGGGAGCUUUAGUAAGGUCACCUAGAAGUUCGUGGUAGAGACAAGAUUUGAACCAGGUACCUUCUGAUGCAAAGUUCAGUCUUUUGACCAUUCCAUGGUACAAAGAAGAUAUAGACUGUCUUCUUUGUCUGCACCAGGACUUUACAGCCAAUCGCUUCCUGCUCAUACAUCUCACAAAAGCUGCCCUUACAACUUAGGGUACCCUCCAGAGCAAUAUUGCACCUAGGGGCUGCGGUUGGAAAGGGAAAUUGACUGAAGCAGCAACAAACACUGAGAUUGUAAUAAGUUAUUUGUACAGAAACCUCUCUGGAUCUCUGACCAAUGUUUUGAAUGAAGAAGGGAUUCCAAUAAGCAAACUGAAAACUUUAUUGGAAGAAUGACAACAUUUUGGCCAAUUCGCUGGACUUUAGUGCAAGAUUAUCUGAUCAUUAAGUAGACUGGAAAGCUAUCUAAAACUUGCUACAAGUGUCACACACAAUAGAAUGUUGUGGUGUGGAAUGCUGUUGUUCAAGCCAGGAUUCAAUGCACACUGAGCAUUCUACGUGGGCUGUUUGAGUCCCCCUACUGAUAUCUCCCUCUUGUGCAUGGAUGGGUCUGUUUUUGCUACAUAAGGACUGCCACUCAGAAUUGAGAUCUUUGUUUGUAUAUCUGAUAAAGAAAGCAAUGUUGUUAAGAAUGCAUCUUUUUAAAGUUAAUCUCAGUUUUGCAUAUACCUACGUGGUUAUAAGUGGGCCAGAAUUAUGGUGUCAGUACAAAAUACUCAGUAGUAUUUUCUGUAGCUAGCUAGGUUUGCAUAUUAUCAGUGCUUGGAUGGGACACUUCGGAACCUUAAUGUAUGUCACUUUACGUUGUGUUUAAGAAAUGUUGCAUGUAAAUGUGACCAAUAGUUGCAGUGAUAGACAUUGUAAUGAACUGAAAAUAAUUGCAAUGAAAUGUCAUCCCGUGUCACCCGAAUGAGCUGUAUGUACCUUGUGAAAGCCGUGUUUGUGAUGUUAAUAAGGUUCUUAGUUCAUAAUUAAUUUGUAUACUUUGAAUUUAUUUGUUCCUGUAUUGUGUUUGACCUGAUUAAUAGAGCUAAUAAGAGUAUUAGCAAAAUUUGAACUUUUAUAACCUGUGGUGUGCUUUGUGCAUCCAUUAAAGAUUUAAAUACUAAAAGAAGAGGAAAUUAGGUGCAGUUAAUUAGGUACUUUAGUUUAGGUCCAAUUACAAAAGGUGGGGUAUUUAUGAAUUGGUUAUAUUGGUAGUAAGGUUUAAUAACUAUUCAAAGGAACUAAUAUUGAAAACAACCCUAAAUCUCUACUAGUGACAAAACAACAACAACCUAGGGAGCACAUUAAAUACCAAGCAGUGUUGCCAACUAAAAUAGAUCUCGAUAUGGAAAUUCAGGAAACAAAAUUAACACGUUAAUUUCAAUCCAAGACUUGUAGUGCCUUCUUGAGUUUGCUCAAGUGCCAGAGCUCUAUGGAAGGGAAAGAGAAAGAAAGAAAAAAAACACUAACAUGAGGAAAAUAUGUGCUUGCUAAACAGCAGAGGCCAACUGGUCACUGAGCAGAGGUGCAAAAGGGCCAAUUUCACUGGAGCAGAUGAAGCUUGAGGAGAGGGGGAAAGAGGAAGGAAGAAAAGGUUCUGCAUUCAUCCAUUUUUCUACACACUCUGCUAGGUCAGAUGCUCAGAAGAACUAAAUUCAUUUGGUCUACUCUGAGCAUGACUAACAUUGGAUACAACUCCAUGCAACUUCUUAACAAAUUGAAUCACACACCUUUGUCUUUUAUAAAAUGGCUCUGCAUGACAUGUGAAUGCAGCCAAAGUCUAAAAUCCAGUUGUAAAAUAUUAGUUUUAGCAAUAUCUUUUGUGUUCCUAGACCUGACUAACUUUGUAUCAUCUAUUUUUAAUAUUUAAUGUAGAUGGAACUGUGUUUUAUAGACUCUUAAAUAUUCUGUCACCUAUAGGGUUUCCAGACUCUGAAACAGACCUUUUUAAAAGAUAGAAAGAAGAAAGGAUAUUCUUUGGGGGCCAUUUUUCAGACAGAAAAGUAAAGUUAAACAACUCAGCUAUGUGCAGGGGCCUGUAAAAUAAGCUCUGAAGAGCAGCAGUGAUUGUGUUUGAAUAUGAAGUAAAAUUCUGACAGUAUGCCUGCUGUGUUUAUUGCUGGUUGAACAGGAAAUCAGUGAUUAAUCUGCCUGGCAGAAUCAUUUCCCAACAGCAUUGGUAAUCCACCAUACAAAGCUACUAGCUUCCAAAGAAUACAAUAUUGGAAGUGGCAGGACUGCUAGACAAAAAGUGAUGGAAUUACCGUAUUUUUUGCAUGAUAACACUCACUUUUUUCCUCCUAGAAAGUAAGGGGAAAUGUCUGUGCGUGUUAUGGAGGGAAUGCCUACGGGUGGCAUGCCUACGGAUUUUCCUCCUCUAAAAACUAUGUGCGUGUUAUGGUCGGGUGUGUGUUAUAGAGCGAAAAAUACGGUAUAUAUCCCUUGGGUAGGACAUGGUCUCAGAGCCUUCAACUGGUGAAUGUAACAGACAGUUGCCUCUCAGACUAGGAAGUUUGAGCAAUAAUACUCAACUGGGCACUAGGCCUGGGCAAUAUAUCAAUAUAUCACCCAGGACCGGUAUGAGGAGCAGACCAUGACGUCAGCUUCACUCAGUGGUAUAUUGCUGGGGAAACCGCCACUGCUCCUGAGUCCCUAUGCUCGCAGCGUUGGCUAGAGUUCCUUCCUCCAGCGGGCGCUGCUAGCAGAGGGACUCAGGAGCAGCGAUGGUUUCACCAGCGAUAUAUCGCUGAGUGAAACCAUCAUCCCACUCUGCCCUCAUACAAUGCAAAGGUAGAAACAAGCAAGGUGCCAAUACAACUUGUUCCUCCGUCUGCAUCUUUAAACUGCUCAGCCGAGGAGUGGGCAGCUGCCCUUACCUCAGUCGAGCAGUUAAAAGAGCCCCAGGCCAGCGUUGGCCCCCACAAGCCAGUGGCAGGGUGGGGGCUCAGUGAAACUGCUCAGCUGAGGGGAGCGCGGUUGCUGCUCCCCGCAAUGAAUAGUACCACCGAGGCUGUCUCAGCUGGGGAAGGGGAAUGUUCCUGAUCCCCAGCUGAGCAGCGCAAACAAGCUGCAUUGUCCCAGCCCACAAGUGCCUGAGUGAAACCCCCAGAACUGGGGCAGUUUCACCCAGUGUCUCGUGGGCAGAGACCAAUGCAUUUUGGUUUUUUCAACAUUGUGAUAUAUCGCCAAACCGCAAUGUUUGGCUGGCGAUACACUGCAAUGUUGAAAAGCUGGUAUCACCCAGCCCUACUGGGGACUUGAGCUGGAUGUUUCUUAUAGCCUUAGUCAUGAUUCUGCAGUAACUGACAGUGGUGUCAUAAACAUACAUUAACUUCUGGAAAAGGAGGAAGAAAGGCUGCAUGAAUUAGCAAGUUCACUGGCCCUUCAAAUAGGGCUGAUGCUAAAUGGUGAAUUACAAGUAGCAUGUAAUGGUAGGCUUUAUUGCACGUUGAGCUUGUAAAAAAGAAUGCCAUGUGGUGCACUGAGAUUUUGUUUUCUGCUUGGCUUUGAUAGUCACUCACAGGCAGUUUCAAAUUAUUUGUUGAUCAAAAUGCUCCCUCUCCUGUGUUUGUCUAGAUUAAGAUUUACAAAGAUACAUCCUGCUUUUACAAACUAGCAACUCGUCCUUUAGAGAGGCAUCCUGGAAGGCCUAGAGCAGUCUACAGAUAGACAAGUCUUUACAGCCAAAGAUUUGGAUAAAAAUAGUAAUACAGCACAAUCCUAACCAUCCCUAGUUGGAAGCAAUCACCAACCUUGUUCCAUUGUGGAAGUUCCAUUGUAAAAAUUACAUUAAUAAAUCUGUUAAUGAUUCACUUCAAUUCUCCUUCAAUUGAGGGAAGGCAGAAUCUUCAACUCUGAGGCUCUUCUUCAUUCUGUUACCUGACCUGUGGCAAAUGUCUAUUGUGAUGUUGAAAUUCUAAAUAAGCAGUGCUCAUUGUUAUGAACCUGUCAAAGAAACAACUGCAUUACUAGUUCCAUGAGGUUUGAAUGAGACUUAGUUCCAAUAAUGAUUUGUAAGUGAACUGCCAAAAAUGCUUUCAGAUUUUCUUUUCAUGGAAGGGGAAAUGGAAUAUCACUCAGCUUCUGGCUUCCAUAUUAUGGUGCUCAGGCAAGUAGACAGUUUGCACAAGUAGCUGGGAUGGCAUUUCAUCUCUGACAAACUUACAAGAGAUUUUGUAGUGCUGAGGCUUCAUCUUUCAAAAUAAGUAUUGGCCAAUUGUAUGGAAAUGUGAACUAUGGCAUGUGAGUGUCAUCUUCCAAGCAGCCACAUUUAAGCUUGCAUGAAACUCUGCAUCUAAGAACCUUAGAACACUUCCUGAGGUUUUCAUGAAUCAGGAGCAAUCUGUGCUGCUACUAUGCAAUCUUCUGAGAUCUGGUGUCCUCUGUACCUCUCUUACCACAGUGCUACUGUAUCUAGCUAUACUGGGUUGUUCCCCCUCCUCACAAGUCGCUGUUGUGUUUUUUUAUAGAAACCUUCACUAGUGAGUCUUGAAUAAUCACACAUUUAAGUAAAAGCUCUUAAGGAAGUAGCGGGUUAGGUGAAAUAUGGGAAAUAACCUUAUAGAGAAACUAGCAUUGAGGAGGACAUUCUGUCCUGGUCCACAAACAGAUCACAACUAACAUGUGAUGCAAUUAUGUAAAAGGAGGUGGGAGGCGGCUAUUGCACCAUUGGCUCUUACAUGAAACAGACUACAAUCUUUUGUAUUGUGUGGCACGCCAAUUUGUAUAAUACGAUAGCUAUAAUUAAUCAUGCUACUGCUGCUUACCCUCAAGGGUCUGGACCCUGAGUGAGAACCUGGAGGCUGAUAGAUAGGGUGUGUCAGAAGGAAAAACCAAUUAAUACUGAUUUAUAUAUAGUUUAUAUAUAGUAGUAACUUUGUGUUAAUGCAACAUUUUUAUACGUAAUUAUUUUUGUUUAAUAUAUCUGUUGUUGCUUCAGUUAAGAGAUAUUGUUAAUAUAUUAAACAGUAUAGAAAUUAAAUAAUCAUCAAACAAACAUCACUGCAAGGCAUAAUUAAUAUGUUCCUGCUCACUCUAGUGCAGCCUUCCCAUAGCCUGGUCCUCUCCAUAUGUUUCAUGUAGCAACUCAAAUCAUCCCCUGGCACUGGCUGUGCUGGCUGGGGCUGAUGGGAAUUGGAGUUCAAAACGUCUGGAGAACACAAGGUUCUGCUCCAAUGAAAAGUUGCAUACCACUGAAUUAAUACUUCCCUUCCCAUGAUGGUCUGAAGGGAUCAUUUUAAGCUUUGGGGCUGAAGGAGUGUUCUGCAUGAAUCUGCUCUAUGCUGAAGUCCAUCUGUUGUCAUCAUAAUCAAGAAAUACCAUUUUAAAGGGAAACAUCUAACGUAAUUGGUUUCUGCUGCUUUCAUUGGUUUGGCGUUGUAUGUUUCUAUGCACUGGUUUUUAAUUGUAGUCUGGUUUUUAUUGAAUUGUUGCUGCCUUGGAGAUUGGUGUCUCGGUCAAAAAUACAGGAUAUUAAAUGUGUCAAUAAAUUUUACUUCAUUCUCAGUAGUAAUUCUACUCAUGCAGUUAACUUAUUUUGUAGAUCUUCAUUAAUGUUCAGAGUUUGCUUCAUUAACCUUUCUGUUUCAUAAAGGUACUAUAUUCUGAUUUUUCUUGGUUGGAUCCUGACAGUGCAACAUUAAUAAUCAUGAUUAUCUCAGUUUGGCUGAAUAUAGCAACUGAUAUGAAACAUAAUGAUUAACUUUUAUUGGGUCUUUUAAUGUGAAUUGUCAUCUGCUGUGGUAUCUAUGAUAAAGGCUGGAUAUAAAUAUGAAUAAAUGAAAAUACCUGUGUGGUGUGUGUUGUUUUUUUAAGAUUAAAGUAGCAAAUUAUGGAAAAGGCUUUAUCUGAGAUUUUAGAGAGCCACUGCAUGUCACAGUAGUCCGUACGGGGGUACAUAAACUGAUGGUCUAAUUUGGUAUAUGGUAGCUUGUUAAAGGACUGCUAAGACUGUCACAGAAAAUGAAGCUGGUGAAAUCAGGUUUAACAUGAUUUGGUCCCAGUGAAUGGUCUGGGAGUAUCUGGAGCGGCAGCAUUGCCAAAACUAAGCAGGUAUGAACUUGGUUGGGAAACAAUGAGGUCCGUGCCCCCGAAACAUGGCAAACGACAAGGUGCCACAUGUUAUCUCCUUUAUGUAUAAUUCUUAUUGUUAUAAUGACCUUCCAUUUUUCCUUCCACAGCCCCAUGAUUUUGAUGAGUGCAGAUUUGAUAUUAGCGUGAAUGAUAGCGUUUGGUAUCUACGGGCUCAAGAUCCAGAUCAUAGACAACAAUGGAUAGAUGCAAUUGAACAGCACAAGGUAUGGUUUCUGUUCCUUAGCAAUUAAUAAUGGUGUGUGGUUAUGGAUGAGCCUCCAGGGGCUUUGCUUAAACACUUCAGUGACAUUUCUAUGGCAAAACAGAUGCUGAUGUCCUCAAGAACUGAAAAUCCUAUUUAAGUAUUGUAACCUGUGAUAUGAGAAUGGGUAUAAUGAGUGAAAUGACAAUUAUGUAAGACUUUGCACUUGACAAAUUUAGCAGUAAUGAAAGGCUUGGUGAUACUUGGAAUCAAUGUGUGGCAAUACAGAAAAUAAGCAACAUCAAUUAUAUCCAGCAAAUAAGAAUUUAAACUAUUUUGAGCAAGCUAUCAUAUGCUAAUGGUAAAGUUUAAAAAUAGAUUGUUACAAGGAUUAAAGUAGGAAGAACUUGUAGUGGUUGUUAAAAAUACAAUGCUAAAAGUGCUGUUGAAUUGAUCUUGAAGAUAAUGACUGGAUGUGAUGUUAGUUUUCAAAGGUUUUUGAAACUAAAACUGAACUAUGAUUUAGUUUUUUGUGUUCUUGUAUAGUGGUUAGGCAUAAAGAUAACAUUCCUAAUCAGAUUAAAGUCACACGGUUAAAACAUUUAAUAUUCUGAUUUGGGUCUGAAUGAUGGAUCUGGUGCUUGUGUGGCAGUAUAAGCAACCAGCUAUUGAUUUUUCAAAGGGUAUUAUGAAGUUACAGAAGGAGUGAACUUUCCAUUAAACAUCUUUCCUGGAAAAUCAAAUGUGCUUUUCUUUAUUCAGAACAUUUAUAGGAUGCAUAUUUUGCACGCAAGCCAGUGUUAAAUAAUAUACAAUAGAAUGGAAACACUAAAUGCAUUCUUUCAAAAGGCUAUAAAGUCAACAAAGCCAAAAACUCACAAAGCAACAUCUAAAAGAGCCUCAGCAACUGAACUUGGAGAAAUGGGGGGAAAUGCAUGUGACCAGGCUGCCUGUGUGGUUGGGAUAUGCCUGUGGCCCUUCAGAUGAUAGACUUCAACUCCCAUCAACCUCAGUCAACAUGAUUAAUGGUGUUGGAUGUUUAAAAUGUUGAACAAAAUCAUAGUGCUUUUGGUAUCUGAUGAAAACAAAGUAAUACAACAAUCCAGAACUGUGUGUGAAAAAAUAAUAGAAACAAUAAUACAAUGAGUCUAAUCAGAAGUCAAAUGUGUUUAUUUUGUUUCUCUCUUUUUAAACUCUUCCUUUCACCCUUUUUUUCUUUUUCUUUUUUUCUCUUUUACCCCUUUCCUUUUCUUUUUCGUCGAUUUCUUUUUUCCCCUCCAUACCCUUUUUCUUUGGUCCUUUUCCUUUUGAUCUGCUAAUAAAGAGCUAAAGAGAUAAAAGUUAAAUACGAACAUUUAAGUAAGUUAAAGUGACGUUCUGUAACUUGUCAAUUAUUGUUAAAGAUGGGCAAUUGUAAUGAACUGAUGUAGUUACUGUGGUUUUUCUUGUUACUGUUGAAUCUUAAAUAAAUAUAUGAAAUUUAAUAAAAUAAAAUAAAAUGUUGAACAAAAUCAGGGUGCAGGGCCAGGAAAAUGCAGCAGAGGAGAAAACUCAAAACUGGUCAAGCAUUAUAUCAAAAAAUUAAGCAUAUAUGAAUUUAUGUAGUGAGCCAAAAAAAACACUACCAAAAUAGCUCACACAGCACUAAAAUGGCUCCAGUUAAAUUAAGGUGGUGAGUUGUUGCAGUCUUUUUGGCACUGUAUUUUGCAGUGUGCCCAACUAUCCUAUUAGCAAAGCUUAAAACAAGUUUUCAGUUAUGUUUAAAACAGGGAAAGGCACAGGAUAUCCAGGGCCCAAACACCUGAGAUGAGCACCUCCAGCAAGCACACCUGCAUUUCCCUGAGGUGGCAAACUACAUAUCAUAUGCAAGAAUCUCAUUGCACUUUUAAAAAUAAAAAUAAAGUUGCUUUGGAAGUGAGAAAUAUAACACAAGGAAGCAACAUAACACAGAGAAGGUGGUCAUCCCUGUCUCCAUGCUAAACUGCUUCUCUAUUCCAUGGGCUUUCAAAUGAGUAUCUGUUCUCUCAAAUGGGUGUUUUAAACUCCACAUACAUUCAAUCAAAAAUUGAAUGUAUUAGCUUAACUAUCCCAUGAGGUUACAGCCCAGAGACUUCUGCCCUAACUGUUUGGUAACUAGUGGGCAAGCGACAUUAACCCUUUAUUAUGUGAUUGAAGAACUACUUUUCUCUACUGAUCCAGUAGAGAAAUUCCUAACUGAUGUUGAAAUAAAUGUAUUUUUGCAACUGAGCCUUGUAACAUGGGCUGAAAUCUUAGCUAUGUUGAAGGAGUCAAUCCAGUAAGAUACUAUCUUUGCCUCUCCUUGGACUUUGAGUUGAGGCAGAUAACUUUCUAGAAAUACUGUAUUCAGGACUUUGUGUACUGUACUUUGCUCUCAUAUCAUUUUAAAAAAAAGUAAAUCCACAAAGCAGCACUUAGAAAAUCAAGCACUUUACUAUAUUUUAUUGGCUGCUUUUCUGCUAAGAUUCCCCAAAAGGUUUCAAGUAAAACGUGUGUAGACAAUGGAGAUAGAAAACACAAAGGGCUAAUUUCAAACCUAUCUGAUGUGACUACCCGAAAUUAGAUUGCUCUGCAAGAACAAAUAUAAUAUAUGAUAUCCUUCAUGAUUAAUCAGAUUAUCCCUUUAGAGCCUUUGACAAUACUACUAGGUUGUGUGGAUGGCAAUUAGAGUUAAUACAGAAUCUUCCAAGUGUAUCUAGGAUUCUAGCAACUCAGAAAUGGAGGUGAGCUUCACCACCACAGCUUGGCAAUAGCUAGCUAGAAUUUGGGAUAUAGCAGAGAUUCUGAAAGAAUAUGUACUUUGGAGAGAUAGAAGACAGAGAAAAAAUUGAAUUACCGGUAAACAUUGAUUCCCAUUUAGUACCUGUAUAAAAUCCUGAUGCAGCCUGGAAAAAAUGAUCAAUGUAGAAAUUUCUUCCUGCUGUAAAACAUAUCUAUUUAUACAUAAUUAUAUUUAAGUUACAUAUACCUUUUCUACUUUCACAUUUAUAUAUUGAUUUAAGGUGAUUGUUCUAUGUCUGCUUAAAGAUAGUCUGUUCUAUUUCUUUAUACACUAUUCAAGUUUUUGAGAUAUCUGAAAAUGUAUGGCUAGAGAGCUAUAUGCAACUCUUGUUAAAAAACAAGUAAGCAAGCAAACUUAUUUUCAUAUGCCUAUUUCAGUACAGAGCUUAGUAGUAGAGCACAUGUUUUGAUUGCAAACCAAAAGGUGCCAGUUUUGCUCCCUGUCUGAAAUGCUGGAGAAGCAUUUCCAGUCUAUCUGGCCCCAAUAGUCUCACUUGGUGUAAGCAGCUGUCUAUAUUCCUAUUACCUAUGCUUGUAUGGGGCAAAGUGCCACGGAGGGUAUAGAAGCCCAUUUGCUUCUGACUCUGGGAUCUGAUACUUUGCUAGGCAGUACAACUUUCAAGACUAAAUCUGGGGUAGGCAACUGGUGCCUUCAAGGUUGUUGGAAUACAUUUUCCACCAGCCACUGCUUUGGGGCUUUCCAUAGGCAGCUGGCUACUGUCCGAAAGGGGAUGCUGGACUUGAUGGACUUUUGGUUUGAUCCAGCAGGGCUCCUCUUACUAUUUGAUCCAUAGCAAUUUUUAAAAGCAAACGUUUAUGCAAGCUUUGUUUAUAUGUAGAGCAAGCUGAGAUUCAGGAUGCAGAAUUCUGUGCCCGGUGAAAAACUGUAUGGUGCAGUUGUCACAACACAAAUAAUGAGGGUGCCCUUAUUAUAUUCCAUAAAGAGAUGCAAUAAAUUCAAUAGCGAGUGUUUCAGAACAAUAGAAUUGGCAGGAGGGGUUUAAGCAUUAUCUUUUACAAUGUGUCCAGAACCCUGAGGUCUGCCUCGUAUGCAAGCUUUACUCUGAAGUAGCUAGGUCUGAACUCUCUAUAAAAAUAAAAUCUAACCUUGAUUUUAAAUUAAGAAACCUGAAGCUGUACAGGCUUUUUCAGCUAAAGCCAGACAUGUAUGAACCUUUAAUCAUUUAAAAUUAGGCUGUUUUGAAAACAUUUUUAAAUGCAGAGUAACCGGAAUAUAAUAAAAGCAUGAUAAAGGUUACUGUUGGACUUUGACCAAUAGUAACCUUAAGCAAAGUCUUCAUCUUCUUUUUAUUGCUUCCAUCUAGUGGCCACUAUUGUUCAUGACAUGUCAUUCUUCAUCAUUAUUUUCUUCCCAAGAUUUUAGUUUGCAGUCUGGUGUAGUCACUUCAUCUAAAUGGCAUAGUUAUGAUUUUCUGUUUCAAUAUGAGGAAAGAUAAUAAUAGUAAUUUUAUUAUAUAUACUCUGCCCAUCUGGCUGGGUUUCCCUGGCCACAUGAAGUCUCAUGUGAUCCAUGUGAGUGUGUGCUUACAUGUAGAUAUGCAUAGUUAGAUCAUGUGUAGGUGAAUUGCUUUCCUGAAGCCAGUAUCUUAUCAUUAAACCUAAAUACAUUUUCCUGAUCUAUCCAUCCAGUUUGCUUAAGAAACUGUUUCUAAUCUGGUCUCAUAAAGUAUUCCUGCAGCUUUGGUAUUUGAUGAUUGUACCAGCCGUAUGUCAAAACUCUAUCUCAACAUGGUCAUAUGUGAACAACAAAAUACGUUUAUUUCAAAGUAUUUCAAAGUUUAUUUCAAAGUAUUUCCCAUGCCUCUUUUGAGAAAGCAAGUGCCCAGUUUUUGUGGUUAUGAAAAGAGCUUUUUCUUUACAAUUCUUUGAACAGUUUCCCGCUUCCUCAUCCAUAUGUGUCUCCUCAACAUCCCAUUGAGAUCUGUUUGUGGAUUUGUUCUAAGGAGUAUGGCUGCUCUUCAGUGCCAUCAGUCCCUUCUCAGUCAAGACACCCUCCUUGAGCAGUGCCAAAGGAUGUCCUCUGUUCAAUUCCUGUCUCUGUCAUUUGGGGCAGAACAGUUCCUCCUAAUGAACGACCCCUUUAUGUUGUCUGACUUUCUGCCCAAUUCCUCUUCACCCUCUUGUUCUGAGUUCCAUCAGAUUCUAGGUGUAUGAAAUACUACUAUUGGUGAACUUGCACCUCUCCUUUAAAUCAUUCAGCAGUGUCUUUGAUGAUAUGUGUGUGCAUUCUGUGAGAAUCUUCAUUGCAUAACAGCUUUCACCAGUCUUAUUUUCCUAUGCCUUCCUGUUUUUAUUCUGUUUUCAUUCACAUAAAUCUUCCUCUUACCUACUUCAAUAUAUUAUUUCACUUUGAUGCUGCUUAACUUUCUAUCUCCUUUUAUAACUUGAUUAAUAAAGUACAGGUCAAGCAAAGUGGUAUUUCACAUGUAAAGAGUGUUGCAUAGAAUUAGUGUCAAGCAUCUGUAGUGUUUUAUCCUGCUACUUCCCAAUUCCUAGGUGUGGCUUUCUAAUUGGAGAAGAAUAGCUAUUUGUGUGUAGCUGUUAUGCAAUAUGUAGGCCAGGCUAAAAAAAAGUCAGUGGGUGAAUACAUUAAGCUUCAUGAGGGGUUAAAGGAAAUUUAUCUAAAUAUGGGAAAUCAGGGCGUGGGACCAGUGAUGCUUCCUAUGAGUCUGUGCUUUUUCUCUCUGAAGCAUUACUGACCCACUUAAGGAAAUCCCUAUCGGACGAUUGAGUCAGCAGUGAAGGUCUGAUGUGAUUGAAUACUUAAGCUAUUGUGUUGCUGGAUGCUGUUUCACUGAUGGUGUGCUUUGCUGCUACUGCCUGCACCAACAGAAUAUUACACAAGGCUUUAGGAUCAUGUGGCUUUCCCCUCCUCGACUGUCAACCUAUGAAAGAGCUUUCUGAAAGGAAUAAUGGAGUCUAUUCAGAGAUGCAAAAAGCUGGUGAAGAUGUUGCAGUGUGCUUUGUUAGUUCUGAGUAUAGCUUUGAGGCUACACCCAUGCAUGGAUAUUUGACAAAAUGGCUUCUGGAUGUUCAGCAUGGUAAUUGGCGUUAGGGUUUAAUAUUGUGCAUUGAUUGCUACAAUAAGAAUGAGCAAUUCCUUUAAUUUCAAGGUAGUGACUGUCAGCUUUUCUGUUGAGUAGACUUUGGCUGCCUCUGUUUUAGCAACGUGGAUUAUUCAUACUUAGGGUGGAAGACGCUUUUAUCAACAUUUUUCAUCUUGAUUAUAACGGAGUUAUUCCUACAGUGAAUUACUAAUGAUCUGCUCUGCAAGACAUAAAAAGUUCGGCAUUGAACUGCUCCGCCUUAGAUGCUGCAGUCAUAGAAUGGUGGGGCUUUGCAUGAUGCUUGCUUUUUCUUCUUAUGCUUUUUGCAUGUGCCACUAACUGCUACACAUAUAUCUCUAUGCACUAUUAAUAUUACUUCCUUUUCUGAAGCCCCACUGCAAUUCCCCCCAUAUUUAGCUUUAUCUUCCCCCUACCCCACCGUGGUAACUAAAAAUAAUUGUUUUUGUAAUUGUCAUUAAUAGUCUCAAAAUAUGCAGAUGUUAACACUGCACGUUACUCUCUUGUCCUUGGUUGUUGUAGCAGAUAAAAUUGUACAAGGAGUGCACAUAUUGUAAGUCUUAAGUACAAUUAGCAAAACCUGACUCCAAUGACACACACCUCAGUUGCACAUCAAGAAUGAAUUACUGCAGUGCACUCUGCACUGGGUUAUUGCUGAAAAGUUUGGGGAAGGUGCAUUUGGUUCAUAAUGCAGCAGCAAGGAUGUUAUUGGGCACACACCCAUGGGAUCAUGUUACUCUUGUCCUACAGUGUCUGCAUUAACUUCUAAUUUGCUUCUGGACACAAAUCAAAGUCAAGCGUGGGAGCAUGAUUGAUGUCCACAAGAGUUAAGGCCUUCUCAGUGACUGUAGCAAUACUGUGGCGAUACUCUGCCCUGUCUUUGUAAAGCAAAUAAUCCCUUCUCUGGCUGUCUCUCAUGCUGACAAAGACAUUUUCAUUCUGGCAGGUUCUUCCCUGCUAAACUUCAUCUGUGGUAGGCAUUUUUAUCUGUGAACUCUUGUUUCUUUAAAAUGUAUUUUACUAUUUGUGUAUUGAGUAUUUUACUGUUUUGGAAGGUCAGGGAGGGUUAAUACAUGUAUGCAUACUUUUGACUUCUGGCAAACUCUUCAUGACAGUGACUAGUUAAAAUCCUGGGGAACCACAAGAUUCAGGUAGGGAACAGAAGACUUAUUAAUAGGCUGCUCCAAUGAAAUACGCUUACUCUUGUGUUGAAUUUACACGAGGUCUUGGCACAUCAUGCCAUAUAUUGAUACAUAUACUGCAUCGCCUCCACUCAUCUGUCCUCUUCGGCUCUCCUUUUUCUACUACACCAAAUCGAGUCUUUCAUGCUUAAAGUUGAAGUAGUGUAUAUUAACUUGGCUGCAUUUCUCUAAGCACUAUCCUGUUUAAAGAAUAUCAUUUUUGAAAAAUCUCUUUGAUGGGGAUUUGCCUCUUUACAUUUCAUAAUUAAUGUAUGUGUUCCUCUUUCUUCAGACUGAAUCUGGCUAUGGAUCAGAGACGAGCUUACGGCGCCAUGGCUCUAUGGUAUCCCUUGUGUCUGGAGCGAGUGGGUAUUCGGCAACAUCGACCUCCUCAUUCAAGGUUAGUGACAAAGAACAUAAAGGUCUUACAAAUGAUUCCUCAUCCGUACCCCAAGUUGCAUGCAUCUCCUGUGAUAACCUCAUAAUGAUGUAUUUUUGCUGUUUUGUCUACUUAACUUUUUAUUGAUUUUUUUCGUUACAUUAUUGCCUUGUGAACUGCCUUGGUAUUUCUUUUGAAAUGAAAGUUGAUAUACAGUGGUGCCCCGCAAGACGAAUGCCUCGCAAGACGGAAAAACCGCUAGACGAAAGGGUUUUCCGUUUUGAAGUUGCUUCGCAGGACGAAUUCCCCUAUGGGCUUGCUUCGCAAGACGAAAAUAUCUUGCGAGUCUUGAGAUUUUUUUUUCGCUUUCCCCCCCCUUUAUCUAAUCUGCUAAGCCUUUAAUAGCCUUUAAUAGCCUUUUAGCAGCUAAUCCCCUAAGCCUUUAAGCCUUUAAUAGCCGCUAAACCGCUAAUAGCGCUAAUAGCGCUAAGCCGUCAAUGGGCUUGCUUCGCAAGACGAAAAAACCGCUAGACGAAGACUCUCGUGGAACGGAUUAAUUUCGUCUUGCGAGGCACCACUGUAGAAACUAAUACAGUAAAUAAAAAUAAAUAACAGCUGAAUGGUUUUAACUUCUGGGUUUUCAGAAGGGCCACAGUUUGCGUGAGAAGCUUGCUGAAAUGGAAACCUUCAGAGACAUAUUGUGUAGACAGGUUGAUACGCUACAGAAAUACUUUGAUGCCUGUGCUGACGCUGUCUCCAAGGAUGAACUUCAGAGAGAUAAAGGUAUUCAGCUUAAGUUAUUUAAACAAAAGGCAUCACAUUCUAGGGUCUGAUAGGAAAGUAACAAGUGUUACAAACUGUCAUAUUUGUAACUUUUGUUUUAAAAAAUUGACAAGUCUAGCACAGCAUUGCCCAACCUCCUUCAUUAAAGGUAAUUGUAUACUUGCUUCACAUACACUUUCUUCUGCUCUCUUCAGAUCCCCAUCUUCUCUUCCUCUUCCCACUAAUGCUGUUGAUAUGUGUGUUUUUCAUAAUUGCUCUUUCACUUUACCAGUCAUACAUGGGAUGCAUAGGCUUACCGCAGAGUCAUUUGUAGAUUGGCAUUUAUGCUGAGUGCACAUACACAAUGGACUUGGGUUACUGGUGCAGGAUGUAAGGCCUUCCUACACUGAUGUAAUACAAGUUCCCUGUGACUAUUCACAUUCCAUCACAAUAGGGUUACAUUCAGAAGUAACCCUGCAGUAAAAUGCUAAUAGAGUCAUAAUCACGAAAACAGAAACUUGUGCAUUGCUGCUCUAGUAGUAGUAGUAGUAGUAGUAGUAAUAAUAAUAAUAAUAAUAAUAAUUUAUUAUUUAUUAUUUAUACCUCACCCAUCUGGCUGGGUUCCCCCAGCCACUCUGGGCGGCUUCCAACAAAAUAUUAAAAUACAAUAGUCUGUUAAACAUGAAAAGCUUCCCUAAACAGGGCUGCCGGUAAGUGUGGAUUAGAUGCAGCUUUAGUGAAAGCAGUGCUAAAAUGUCUCGGGUUGGAAGGAAAUGUCACUACUUGCUUUGAUGCACAUUUUGCUGUACCUGGCCACAUGUUCACUCUGUGUUUUCAUAUUUCACAGCAAAACUUAAUAGAAAUGUAGCGGUGGGGGUAGCCAAGGGUUCUUUUGUUUCCGUCAAGAAUCCAAAGCUGCAAAGUUACUUUGAGUGAUGUCACAGAGCACAUGAUGAAAUAUCACCUCAAUUGUUUUGCUGAACAGAUGUGUCAGAAUAGCCCUCAGUGUGGCUGAACCACCAGUAUCCCCAGCAUUUGGAUCCCUGCUAGCCUUAACUUCCUGUUGCUUGUACAUGAUAAAAAAAUAAUAAUUUAUGACCAUGUUGCAGUGUACACUGAAAUUAUACAGUGAAAUUACACACACAUAAGAGUAGUAGUAGUAGAGUAUGUCUCGUUGACUCUCCAGAUACGACUGCACUGGCAAAUUAUUUUUCUACUGCUUUUUCAAUUUCCUCCAAGGCCCAGUAGUAAUCAAUGCUUCUCUUUGUUGUAGUGGUAGAAGAUGAUGAAGAUGAUUUCCCUACAACACGCUCUGAUGGGGAUUUUUUGCACAAUAGUAAUGGAAGUAAGGAAAAAUGUGAGUACGCUUAAAUGUAUGGUUGUCAAAAUGUUCUAAAGAUAUAAGAACAGUGAUCCUGAAGCAAAUUAGCCACAAAAUAACUGUUCUUUAGAGACUUACAAUGGAACCCUAUGCAUGUCUUCUUAGAAGUAAAUCUUAGUAAGUUCACUGGCACUUACACCCAGGUAAGUUGGCGUAUAUUGCAGCUACAGAGUUCAAAAAUUCUUCAGAGUUUCAGUAAAUGUGCUCUGGUAAUAAAUUAUGUGUUCCACUAAUAAAUUAUAUGUACUGAUUUGUAGUUUAACAACCUUCAGUUGCAUCUCCUAGGUUAGCCUUCUGUAGAACUGUGGGGGAAGGAUCUUCUCUAUAAAACUAGUUAACAAUCACAAAGUUUUAUUUCUAACUUGAAAUACCUCCCCAUUGGCUGUAUCUCUUUAAUUUGAAAAUAGAUAGUGACUAAUUCCCAUGUGAUCAGAUUUAAAUAAAAGUUGCCUCAUCCCAGUUGAUUGUGCACAAUUAUGUUUAGGUGGGCAUCUUCAGCUGUCACUUUGAACUCUCCUUUUUUCUUUUCAUUAGCAUUGUAAACUACACGUACAUCUUGUCAUGAAAUAUGACAGGUAUUUUAAACUACUUAGACACGUGUUCGGGGGAGGGGGUUAGUUUGCUUUCUUUCUGACUACUGAUCUUGUACUUGGUUGUGUUUCCUUGCUUGAAAAGAUGUAAAAACCUUUAUCUUACUACUUCCACCACAAGAUGAUGUGUUGAGAAUUUAUGCAAACAUGUAUAGAAUCCUAUAAUUGUAGGGUUGGAAGGGACCCUGAGGAUCCAACCCCCCUGCAAUGCAGAAACAUGCAGUUGUCCCAUGCAGGAAUCAAACCUGCAGCUUUGGCAGUAUCAGCACCAUGCUCUAACCAACUGAGCUACUGUGUUCUGUUCUAAAAGAGGGGCAAGAGCUAGGCUGCUCACGGAAUUGUACAGAUGAGGGAAAUGUGGCCCUUCAGAUGCUGAUAGGCUUCAACUCCCAUCAGACCAAGCCAGCAUGCCAGUAGUCUGUGAUUAUGGGAUUGGUGGCCAACCAGGUGUUGGGCUGCAGGUUUUCACUGGAGCCAGGCUGAAAACAGGUUUUCUAAAUUUAUACCUGAAGAGCAAUUUCUCUGGGGUCCCUCUUCAUCAGGUAUAGGCAAACUCGGCCCUCCAGGUGUUUUGGGACUACAGCUCCCAUCAUCCCUGACCGCUGGUCCUGUUAGCUAGGGAUGAUGGGAGUUGUAGUCCCAAAACAUCUGGAGGGCCAAGUUUGCUUAUGCCUGCCCUUCAUGGAUCUUCAUAUGAAGACUUUGAUGCAGAAUGUUACCAUGGAGCUGCCACUUUGCCAUGGCUUCCCUGUUCAGUGGUUUUUCAGACGCAACUUCACAUAGAAUCCCAGAACUGUAGAGUUGGAAGGGGACCAGAGGGUCAUCUAGUCCAACCCCCUGCAAUACAGGAAUCACAGCUAAACAGCAGAUAUACCAAAGGGCAGGAAACCCGUUCUGUAUGUGGGCACAAAGGGAUCUUGUGACCCAGGACAAAUUUUACUAGCAUAUGGUCACAGAAAAAACUAAUACUACUUCUGUGUACAAAUAAUUAAAUAGAUAAAUAAAAAACAGAGUAAUGACUAAUUUUUAAUCUCUUUUCCAUUUUUUAAAAAAUAUCCAGAGCUAUAGAAGCGUACUUGACUAGUGGGGGAGGGAGAGUUGGAAUGAUGAGGUUUGUGAACUGCUAUCCUUCAUUUUAGCUUUGGAAGAUUGAGUGAUUAUGAAGACACGGCUAUUCUGUGCAUAGUCGUCUUGAUUCUUCCUGUGUGGCACUUUCUGUAGCUUAUUUAUUAUUAUUAUUAUUUUCUGUUUGUUAAUAUUGAUUUAAGCCUCUUGUAUAAAGCAAAAGCUUUCAGUAAUGUGUCUGAAAAAAUAUAAGCUGCAAGAGGACUUGAAGCAGCAUCCUCUGAAAGAUUAUGCUUUUUUUGUAUCUCUUUUCAUUUUUAAAAUGGUUUUGAUCCCUUAAGAUGACUCCAAAAGCGACAGUAGGUGAGUGGACAUUUUGGCUGUUUCAUGUGCAUUCCUUGAAUGGAACAGACUGAGCUGAAAUUGUCAAUGCCACCACUUCUCUUUGUCAAGUAAUGGCAAGUCUGGAAUGUUACCUUGAUCCCUGGGCAGGGGGAAGGCUGAAUGUGUCAGCUUUUAUCGGAGCAGAUUCUUUUGACCCAAGGUCUAUCCACUAAAUUUCAGAAGCUGCCAUUAGCAGUUCACCCUAUGAUAGCUCUUACAGCAUGGGCUGGAAAAAUCUCUGCUUCAGACCUUGUCUCAGCUAUAAACUUGCUAGGUGACCUUAUCUUUCCACCUCCACUCCCCACCUCCCCACUGUUUCUGAUACAUGGCAACAACCAAGUAGCUCUGGUACUCGCUGCAAAUGUAUGUGAAGCCUUUGGAGCAACUUUUAAAUACUGAACUCCAGCCCUGAAAGGGGCUAGUUUCAGUUACCAAUUAGAUUACUGAUUUAGAUUGUACAUCUGAUUUGGAUGUGGUUGAUGCUCUGAGUAUGCCAUAUAUUGGACCAUGCCAUUCCUAAAUGCAGCCAGCUCCAGUCUUAGUGUGUCAACGCAUGAUUUGAACAAUAUGUUUUGCCACAGUUAAUAUAUGUUGAUGUAUUUUUAUAACAUUCUCUCUCAUAUACUUUUAAAUAGAUCACUUUUUUUUAUUUAAACAAGCUUAGCAACAGAUGGCUGAUGCGGAAUUCGAAAUCACUGUAACUAAGGAGAAUUCAUUUGUUGAGGUAUAUUCAGAAAGUGUCCUUCCACUUCAGAGGACAUCUUUAGAAACCUGAACACUUUUUCUGAGGGCAUUUUUCACAGUUCACGACAAGAUUCGAGUGCACGUUAAUUAUUGGUUUUUAAAUGCUACAUCUGCUAGGCUUUAAGGUAGUUCUGUUUUAAUCAAGCUGUCAAAUUGGUGGUAUUGUUACAAGAGUAUUACCACUUCUGCCACCCACAUGGCUUUUUUUCCUUUCAAUGCUGCUAUACGGCACAGAAGAACUGAGAGAAUACAGUACACUAAAGAUGUAGCUGAAGAAGGACAUUUCUCCUGUUGAGUUUCCUCUAUGCUUUCCAAAUAGGUGAACUCUAAUGGUUUAAACUGCACACAAGCCAAGCAUGCAGUAAAUGCUUUAUGAGGUAAUAUGCAUUUGAGCAAAGCACGGUUUGUACUGAUAAAUCUCUAAUCUGUUUGUUUUAGUGUUUCCACAUGUAACGCCCAAAGGAAUAAAUGGCAUUGACUUUAAAGGGGAAGCUAUAACUUUCAAGGCAACGACUGCUGGAAUCCUAGCUACGCUUUCACAUUGUAUUGAGCUAAUGGUAAAACGUGAAGAAAGCUGGCAGAAAAGAUUGGAUAAGGUAAGAUUUCACUGCCUUUUGAAGGGUUAAAUGGCGUGGCUUUGGCUUCAGGUAAAUUAAGGGUGGUAACUUGUGUUUACAUGCAGUUAUGUACCUUAAGGUUGUUUUCGACAAAAUGGUUUAAAAUGCCAGCACUUCCAUCUAUUGUAGCCAUGUUAUUUAGCAAAUAUCACAUGUUGCUUGUUGGUUCUCCAUCCGCAGACCUGAUUGCAAUCUGUUAGUGUUGUAUGUUUGAAGUGUGCUUCUUACAAUUUGGUGUUUAAGAAGCUUUAAACAGGAUUAAGCUUCUUAAAAAAAAUAUAAAAAUAUUUGUGCUAAUUUUCCUCAUGCCCUGUGUUAGCCAUAUUGCUUGUUUGUGAGUAGUGCUACAUAACUCUGCAGUAUGUUUUAACUCUGUGUCCUGGCGUGAAAGUCUUCUUCUUUGGCGAUCACUCGUAGCCGAGUUAGAUUGUCUUCCAUAAACACAGUUAUUAACAAUGAGUCCGUAAGUGACUGCGAAGGCCAAUUCUGGAUCCACACAUCCUUCACAGUGGAGACAUAGGUUUCCGGGCGGAAGUUGAUCAAGGUGAACGUAGCCUCUCAAAAUCUGUUUUGUUUUCAAUUGCUAUAUGAUAUUUUAGUUAAAGGCUAAAAUUCCAGUUGCUCCAAUAGCUUUCAUCUUGAGAACUUUUUUUGUUGCCUAUUCCUCUUACCAUUUGCAAUAACCCAACAGUUUGUUAUGCCUCUGCAUCUUAUGAUGCAAUAUAGCAAUUUAUGAAGAUGCUAUCACAGUGUUCAAUUCUUGUUCCAAUAUGAGAUUAGAAAUAAACUUUUGCCCUUGUGUGUAUUCUUACAGGAAAUUGAAAAAAGGAGGAGAAUAGAAGAAGCCUACAAAAAUGCUAUGACAGAACUUAAAAAAAAGUCUCAUUUCGGUGGGCCAGAUUAUGAGGUAGGAACUGGUGAUACACGGUAGCUCUGUCCCUAGGUCAUAAGCAUAAGGUAGUCCUGAGGGAAAUCUUAGAAUACCAGGCAAUGAAGUUCAAAUAUUUAUCUUUUUUCAAUAUUUACCCUGGACCAUGAAUACCUGGAAGCAAGGUUUCAGUGCAGACUUCCUGCGCAUCAAGAAAGGGUUGUGACUUAGUAGAUUUGAAAGCACAGUAGCUUAAAUACACUUCUUGCGAAAACCUUUCCCUUACUUUUUAAUCUGUGAAUAAUCGUAAGGGCGUAUCCCCAAUGCAAUCCAUUGUUCUAUUUCUCAUUCUAAGUCUCAUUAAAUAUAAGGAGACUGAAACAUUUGUAGCUUUUCCAGAUUAUGGACCCAGUUUCAAAGAAUGUGGAAUGCAAAAGACCCCACCUGUCCAUUUUAUCAGACAUGUAUAUACUAUAAAGCUUGUUUGAAAGAAGUGGCGGCGGUUGAAAGCAUUGUAAUUAUUCAUUUAUACUAUGCAGAUGAACCAAGUACUUCCCAGUCAUGUGGUGAUAACAAAUACGACUAAGAAGUUGACUCCAGAGAGUUUGAAGAACGUUUGUUAUAGUGUGAAGGUUUUUACAACUAAAAUCUUGCAUAUAAACCCUUAGCUAGAAUAGUAAGAGAGCUUAGGAUUGUCCAUCUUAAAUCAGGAUUCUGUUCUCAUUACUUAGGACAUGUACUUUUAUGAACAGCCCAACUUUCCAUGUAUGUGCUUAAGCAUUAUUCAGAUUUGCUCUUGGUACUGCAACUCCUUCAGUUCCUUACGCUGCUGUGUAAGAAAGAGGAUUGGGGGAUGUGUGUGUCAAACUCCAGAGUGUGGGUAGUGCCAGACAUAUAUUGUAUUAAAAUGCAUGAGGAGUAAGAGAUGCAAAACUAGCCCAACUGCUUCAUGCUGCUUAUGAGCUUUAUUCCCCAGCAGUUAUGUGAAUAAAGAUGGUAGCAGAGACGGCAGCAGAUACAGACACUCCAGACCUUUGUGGGAGUAGGAGGACAUUGCUCAGAAAUGAGAUAUGGCCCCUCAAAGCGCCCCUGGUGCCAUCCAGUCAAGGCUGAGCUCUUUAAGAACCAUUUAUUUCAGUAGUGGAGAUUUUAGCAUUAACUUCUGUGACACUUGACUAUACAAGAUGCACAGCGUGAAUUGAUAUCAAAUAAUGCCAGCCGAGAAACAGAAGUUCUGGACUUCAGAAUUUCUAACACAUCACCACCAGUUUGCAUUUGAUAUUUGCUUGCUUAGUGGCAUUUUCUCCCUUCCAGUAUCCUUGAUGUUUACUGUUCCUUGUCCUUUACUCUUAGGUCUGUGUCCUCUUAAAAUUGUGGUUGCCAGUGCUCACCUAGAUCUAGUCUUGUGAUCCCUGUAUGGUAGUUCUCUUGCUUAACAAGCAGCUUGAACUACUACCUUAACAUGGGAAGACAGUAAUAGAAUCCCAUGUUCUCGCCACCUUAUUAUAAAUACGUGAAAAGGUCUAUACUAUAUAUCAUUACCUUUAUGCUUAAUAUUUAAACAGAUCUGUAGAAAGUUGACGCAAUUGUUUUAUUUUUGUUUUGAACUGUCUAAACAGCUUUUUACAUGAGCAUUUUUAAUGAAAUACUUUUUCCCUAAUGAAGAACUUGGAGUGCAUUUGGUUUAUUAAAAAAUGUCAUUUUGUACCUGCUAUCGACCUUUACUCGUGUUUGUUAUAGGAAGGUCCCAACAGUCUGAUUAAUGAAGAAGAAUUCUUUGAUGCUGUAGAAGCUGCUCUUGAUAGGCAAGACAAAAUCGAAGAACAGGUAAUGGAUGUUUCUCUAAUUAAGUGAAGAGCAUGUAUGCCACAGUGGAGUUUAAUUAAGCCCCUUUAAGAUCACAUAUUACGCUCUUGUCAGAAGUAUAACCUUGUCUGUGGGUUCAUGCAGCCAAUAUAACAUUUCAGUUCAUUUAUUUUAGAACCUCACUUUAUUAUGUAAAAAUAUGUGUUCAGAGCAAAUAUUCAUAGUAGUAUUCUGCUGUCUAUACAUGUGAAUGUGCUGCAGUACUUUUAUUAUGAGCAGAGUGAACUUAGGUCAGUUUACUAAGCUCCCUGCAUUGUAACUUUUCUGUUUUGUUAAUAUUACAGACAAGAGACAAUUGCUGUCUGUUUGCAGCACGGCCAUUAUCUUUAAGGCUUUGCAUUCUUAACUUACGGGCUGGAGUGCCAUGUCGUGCCUGCCAUAGAUAGAUAAUAAUUUUUAGCAUUUCUGUGGUAAUUGUUCACGAUACGUCCAAAAUUACAAACUAAUAAUUAUACCUUGUUAUUUUAGUCCCAGAGUGAAAAGGUCAGAUUACACUGGCCAUCAUCAUUGCCACCUGGUGAUGCAUUUUCUGGUGUGGGGACUCACAGAUUUGUCCCAAAGGUAAGAUGUUUCCUAGGCUCUCCUUGAUGGGAAAUCAUUUUGUUGUAUUCCAAUGUAACUAGAAUGAAUUGCUUGUGAUGUAAUCCAUUGCUCUUCCUAAUAGGUCCUUGAAAUUGCUUUUAACUUUGGGGAAGGAAGCUGGCUUGACCUUGAAACACUUCUUCUGUUAAACUUUUGUGCUUGGAAAUUAUGCUUUAAAAAUUCACAACUUGGGGAGAAAGUUUCUUUUUUCAGAUUUCCACAAGCCCUUAUUUUGCACGCUGUUGAUGAUGGUGCAUUUUGAGCCAGUGAAAAUUUAUUGUGCAUCAAAUCUAACCAUCCUCAUUUAGCAUCAGGGAGAGAGAAUUAUGUACAGGGCAGUGUUGGGAGCAUAAUACAUAAUAGGUGCAUGAAGUCAGCAUUUGCUGCUGUACUCCCUGCUUACGAUGCUUUUGUUCUUCCUUUUCUUCAUUAUCCUGUGCUUGGAAGUUGGUACUGAAUGCUCUGUUGUGCUUUUGUUCUGAUUACUUGGUUUUUUCUUUGUCUGUCCCUGUUAGCCCUAUAGUCGCUCUUCCUCCAUGUCUUCCAUUGAUCUAGUCAGUGCCUCUGAUGAUGUUCACAGAUUCAGCUCCCAGGUACUGUAUGAUUACACAGAGUGGCUUUACAUAUCUUUAUGCUGUAUUUCAUCUUCUUUAUUGCCUCUGUUUCCCCUGUUAUAUUGCUCAUUUGUACUUGUUUUAAACAAGUUGCAAAUGAACCCAUAAAAAGGAAGUGUAUAUUCCAAAACUUUUUAUCGUUUCAUUGUUUCUACACUUAGCACUCCAUGCCAAGGUCCUCUUCUGGAAAACGAAGCAGCAUUAAUUUAUGGAACAUAAAUUAAACAUGUUAGCUUUUUCAUAUCCUGCUUUCUGGAUAUGAAUAACUUACCAUAAAAGCAGCAGGACACCUGGUCUGUGUAGGAUGCAGAGGAAUUUGGUUUCAAAAUAGCUGCUGUUGUAUAUAAACCAAAGAUGUUCCCAAAUGUAUUUAAAUUCUCCAUUUGCAACAAUUCAGUACUUCUAAGUUAAGCAGCACCACUUUUCCCAAGCAUCUGUGCUCAGAAAAUCCUAAUUGUUAAAUUUGUAAAUUUAGUUAAACUUAAGCCUAAACUGUCCUAAUGAAAUGUACCAUGGGAGGUCUGCAGUUAGUAUCUUCUCCCUUGUUUGGAAACAGCACAAUACUGAAUAUUUUCAGUCUCUUAAGUAGUACCUCACGUUGGAGAUAUACUAGUGGUCAGUUGACUUUAGAAUGGGAUAUCAACACAAACUAUAUUUGUAGCAGGCUCAAAGAUACUGACUUCCUCUGUCUUGUCCAACCUUGCUUUUUUCUUUGCAAAUGAGUUUUCUUUAGGUGCUCCAAAUUGCAGAAGACUUCUCCCAUCAGUUAGAAAGGAAUACGGCUGUAAAAUGUUUAUUAAAUUCUAUGUAGUGGUUCUAGUAAAAGUCUGAAGAUUUUUCACUGUUCUUUUUAAAUAGUAGUUGGUUUGUAGUUAGAAUUCAAUUGAGAAUUAUGGACCACAUGUUCCAUAUUAGAAACCAAGCCAUAUGGGAAACCAAACCAAAUCUCUGUUAACUGUUGAUGAUGUACCUUCUUAGACCAAUGCUUAUGGAAAGUAUUUUGGGUGUUCUGUGUAGACUAAAACGGUGCUGACCAUUGUACUUCCGCUUAUACAGCCAGAGGCACUAGACACUGAAGCCCACCACAAAGUGGCCCAAACUAGUGUUUGAGAAACACUGAUCCAGAAUAUCUGUUACGUGUGUGAAUGGAGGAUCACAUUGCUUGCAUACUGUUAAAUUGGACUGAAAAAAUGCACAUACCUCGCUCUGUGAACCCUUGUUUUCAGACUUUGUCAUUUUGGGAGUUGGCUGCUUUAUCUUGUUUGUCAACUUCAGUUUCUAGAUGUUAAUGCAAUGUGUAAGCUAGAUAGUGGUUAGAUUAGAUUUGAUUAGAUUAUUUAAAUUUUAUACUGCUUAAUAUAUUGAAAAUAUCUCAAAGCGGUGUGAUGUAGUGAUAUCUUCACACGAACAUGCACUAGUUUAAGAGGCACAUUAGAAGUGUGCAGGGGUAAGGGAAAGUCAUUCUGCUUGGUCUGUUGCACAUAAUAAUAAAUUGUUGGAAUUUGAUGGCUGUUUCAAUAGGCACAGCUACCAUUGUUUCUUACUUACUGUGUCUCUAGAAUUAUUGCUGUCACACUUGACAUAACUGGUGAAUGUGACCUCUAAAUUUCUAGGUGCUAUGCAGCAAAGGAUAAAAUUUAGAAGUAGACUAGUGUCUGCUUUCAAGACUAGAUUGACAUUCCAGAAAGAGUAUCAUGGAAGUUUGGUUGUCACUAUAUAGCUGUCACUAUAUAGACAAGUAAUAUACAGCCCAGCAUAAAUUUAUUACAGUCAUCAUGCGGUCACUGGUUGUGAUACUUCUCUGUCUGGUGACAAAGGCAGGAGUGAAAAGAUAUCUAGGAAGUGGGUGGCCCCCUUCCAUUAUUUAUUUAUUUUACUUCUGACUGACGAAGCAAACUUCAUCUUCCCCAAUCAGGCUAAAGAUAUGUGAUGGUUAACUAGUAGAAUAUAUGGUUUACUGACCAGGGUGCUAAAGAGUUUUGAAUGCUGAUAUGGACAAUGCUGUGUCCUUUUUUGUGAUUCUGGAUGAGCCCAGAAAAGGCACAUAAUUCACAGGAAUCUUGGCUGAUUGUUUUUAAAAAAUGUUUAACCCUUACAGCUACAAGGAUAUAUUUGAAAUCAUAUGGAAGAUGCCUGCAAAGGAUCUCACAAACCAGAGUGGUGGUAUUUGUAGAAAGGGAUUCAGUAUUCUGCACGACUUCUUGCCCAGCAAAAAUAAAAAUUAAAAAAAAUAGUAAACAUUGUGAACAAAUUCUGCAUGAAAAAAGAAUUCAACUUGCAUAAUUCAUAUUUGUUCAACCUGCAUAAUUUAUAGGGGCUUCAAAAUUGAGUUUUCAUUGUUGUGCCGGAAGUUGGGCAUGCACCGCACACAAACUGGGCUGGCUGAGAACCUCCCUGGCUAGGAGUCAUUACUACUGACUGGCUUGGUUUGCACAUAAUGCUUUGUUUGAUCAUCCAGACCCAGUGGCUUAGCUUAUUUUACUGCCAGCUGACUAGAAUCUGAAACAAUUGUUUGUUGUUGGCUUACAGAAUCUAGUUUCAUAAAUCUGGGGGACAACGAGUUAGCUUUAUGUAUGAAACAGAGCACUCUAAAAGAGAAAACAAGAAGUAUGAGAUAGAAAUUCACUGUGCUCUGUCUGGGGCUGUCCAAGAUGCUCCAGGGACUGCAGCUGCACAGGUGUCGAUGUGGCCUGUGAGCAACAAUUCUAAAGCAUCUGCAUUUGAUGCCUUUAUCUCAGUGAACCCAAUUUAAGGUGUUGACUUUGAUAUAUAAAAACCUGGAUGCCUUGGGCCCCAGCUACCUGAAAGAGUGUCCAUCCCAAUACUAGUCAGCCUGUUUAUUCAAAUCUGUCAGGGAAGCCUUAUUAGAAGCCCCAUCACUGGUGGAGGUCUGGUUGGCAGGUAUCUGUAGCAGGGCCUUCUCAGUAGUGACGCCCCAGUUCUGGAAUCCCCUCCCCCCUGAGAUUAGACAGGUAUAGACACUGGGAGGUGGUUAAUGUGCCUUUUCUUAACAGUGGUGAUUUUAUACAUUUCAGAUUAAGGGAGAUAGCUGGUAAUGAUUUUUUUUAAAUUUACAUUUGUAUUGCUUGCUUCUGUUCUGUUACUGCAUUGUAUCUUACCCAAGUGUAACCCGCUCUAAGAUCAUUAGGUGAAACAGUGAGAUAUAAAUAAAUCUUAAUAUCUUAUUUUUGGAAGGAGAUCCACCUUUGUCUGAAUCCUUUGUGGCUUGUGCUUGCUUGCUUUCAGAAAUUCCUUGGUCCAAAUCCAUCUCUUUCAGACGUUCAGCUAUUGAUGCCUCAUUGAGUACCCUCCACAAAUCCACACAGUGACUGAUAUUUUUUCAUAAAUGUGCUUUUUCUUUUUCUUCUUUUUUUUUCGGAAGGUUGAAGAAAUGGUGCAGAACCACAUGACCUAUUCAUUACAGGAUGUAGGGGGAGAUGCUAAUUGGCAGCUGGUGGUUGAAGAAGGUGAAAUGAAGGUUUGUAGAACAUUGCAACGUUUUAUAUUUUGGAAAUGUAAACUAACAUUUGUUUUAUUGCACUAAUGCAAUAGAUUGAAAUUUUUCUUGUAUCAAAGGGCAGUAUAGAAAAAAAAAUAAGUAAAGAUAACGUUAUAAGAUGGCUACAGUUGGUACAGUUUCUUAACAGCAUGUGAACUGGAUAUUUCUGCAAAUGACAGGCUAUAAGUUUUGUUCCUUUUUGAGAAAGUUGUCUACUCACCACCAUUUCAUUCCUCAUUUGGAUUCCCCCCCCCCCCACACGUAAUCAAAGUCCUUAUUUUCAACUGAAUAUUUCAAAUAAUACCGGAUCCCAGUACUCUUGUGUAUGCCUUACUGCCUUCCUGUUUGCUAACAUGCCUUAGGCUGCCUGCUAAUUUGAAAGCAGGGUUUGGAUUUGAGCACAGGCAUCCUGCUGAUUCUUUUUGGUGUUCUGCCUCUCCACAGCUGUGCUAGCUAGGACUUGAUGUAGUCUAAAACAUCUGGAGGGUGCCAGGUUGGAAGGCUCCACUGUGUUGUGCUUCAGGUUCCUUUUUUUAACAUUAAUAUUUAGAGGCAGCAUUACAGGAUAUUUAUUUUUAAAUAAUUCAGACCCUUCCUGGACCUACAAUUAUUCAUAUUGCUGCCUUUAGUUUCCAGGAUGAAACCAAGCAAAUGUUCUCAAACAUUUUACAUUUAUUCAAAGGUGUACAGGAGGGAAGUGGAAGAAAACGGCAUUGUUCUCGAUCCUUUGAAGGCCACACAUGCAGUCAAAGGCGUCACAGGGCAUGAGGUCUGCCACUACUUCUGGAACGUUGAUGUUCGUAACGAUUGGGAAAGUAAGUCACCCUUCUAGUUGCGUCUGUUGAUCUGGAUAGCGUACAGAAAUCUUAGCUGUUUGUUUAAUUGUUUGUUUUGAUUAUAUUUUUCCUUCCUUUCCAGCAACCAUUGAGAAUUUCCAUGUAGUAGAAACUUUAGCAGAUAAUGCCAUCAUAAUCUACCAGACGCAUAAGGUAAGGCUUAAUGCUUUACAUUUAUAUGCGGUAGCUUUUUCAUAGGACUGCACAGUACCAUGUAUCCUAUGAAGAAUGAUGUACGCUAUAAAGAAAGGAAACAAGCAGUCUAGCUGUUUAAAAAAAAAUUCAAUCCCUUAUGGUGUGGUUUAGCCUAUUGAAGCAUUGCCAAACUCUUCAUAGCAGGCCAGAUCAGACAGUGAAAAAUUCUAUAUCUGCUGUUGCUCUUUACUGGCAAGGAUUUUUUUUUAUUCCCUUUCCUUUGGCCCCCAUUUGUCCAGUCACAAUGGACACCUUUCAACUUGCAGAACCUGAAGUUGUGGAGGGGUGAGGCCUAUCACAUGUGUUUCUGACCCUUGCCUGUCCUGGCUUAUAGAAGAAGUUGUGAGGGGGACUGGUGGUGUGGAUAAGGGCGGGGAAUGAAUGUCUGUUUAAAUCAAGACAGAGUCCCACCAUGCCUGAAAGAGGCAUUGGUUAAAUCUCUUCUUUUUCAAAAAAAUACCAACAACUCUCUCUGAAUCCCACAGUAUAAUUGUCAACCAAUCACCAAUCUUGCAUUCCUUGGCAAGGUGUUAGAGCAUGUGGCAGCCUCUCAGCUCCAGGAUGAAACCAAUUAUCUAGCUCCAUUCCAGUCAGGCUUUAGGCCUCAUUAUAGAAAGGAGACAGCUUUGGUCACCUUGGUGGAUGAUCUAUGCUGGGAACUGGACAGGAUGAGAGUGUCCAUGUGCCAACUGUACCCGUUUAUUGAAAUGUCAGAUCUUGCCACAGUGAUGCAUGCAUGCCUUAGUUACAUCCCAGUUGGACCACUAUAACACGCUGUACAUGUGGCUGCCUUUGAAAAGUGUUUAGAAGCUUCAACUAGUCCAAAAUGCUCUGGCCAGACUGCUGACUGGGGCCAGUUAACAUGUUACUUCCCUGAUAAAGCAACUUUACUGGCUACCGGUUCAUUUCCAGGCACAAUUCAAAGUGAUGGUUAUGCCCUAUAAAGCUCUACAUUGCUUAGGCUCAGGACACCUGGAAGCUCAUAUCUCCCAAUGCAAACCUGCUCAGAUGCUAAGAUCCUUGGCUGAGCAACUUCUCUCAGUCCCAUCAGCAUUAGACACAAGAGAGAACAUUUUUUCCGGCAGCUGCUGCCGUAUUGUGGAAUUCCCUCCCAAGAAUAGUUAGAUUGGCUCCCUUUUUGUUGUCCUUCCACCGGCUAAGCCCUUGGUAUUCAGACAGGCCUUUGAAAUCUAAGGUGCAAACACUGCUGACCACUGGACUGCUGUCAGGGCAAACUGUAUUUGAGUGCUGGAACUAAAUAUGUUUUGAUGUAUCUUAACUAUUUUUAACUAGCUUGUUUUUAUUAUUUCACAUUUUAUAAUGAUGUUUUUAAAUGUUGCGAGCUGCCUUGGGAGAAAGGCAAGAUACAUUAAAUAAUAAUAAUAAUAAUUAUAAUAACCUUGCUCAUAAAACUUUUGGUUUGUUAGGUAUUUAAAUCUGUUUUCCUUUUGAUCUUCAAUAAUGGUGUGUCAUACUUGGGAGAGAGACAAUAGUCCAGUGAUAGAGCACAAGCUUGGCAAGUCUUCAAUUCAACACUCGCUCUGCGUGUGUGUGUGUGUGUGUGUGUGUGAUCAGUAUUAUGUGAUCUCGAUGAUCAGGACAUAGCUGACCACCACACACUCCCAUGGUAGCUAUUUUGUGACUGGUGCCCCCAACACUCUCCCAAAGCUCAAAAUGUUCUCAUCAUGUUAAGCCAAGCUAUGGCUUAGCUCAGUAAGAUUACAGAACAACGAAAAGGAAGCAAAGGAGCUUGAACAUUUGCCAUAACCCAUGAUUCCGUUUACAUGAUGUGUAAAUCAGACCUAUCAAAGCUCAUGUCAUAAUAAAUAAAUGUUAGUUGUGUUUGCUGCAACAGGCUAACACAGCUUACCGCUCUAAGAAUUGUUAUAGGGUUGUUGUAAGAUUGCAAUAAGGUAAUGCGUGUGGAGUGAUUUAAGUGCUCUGAAGUACUAUAAAUAUGCUUACAAUUUUCUUCUAGAGAGUGUGGCCUGCUUCUCAACGUGAUGUGCUGUAUUUGUCUGCUAUUAGAAAAAUACCAGCUUUCAAUGAAAAUGACAGUGAAACAUGGAUUGUCUGCAACUUCUCGGUGGAUCAUGAUAGUGCUCCUGUAAGUGUAUAUUCCAGUUCUGAGGGUGUUUCUUGCUUUAACCAUGUAAUAAAACUUCUCUCCAGAUUACCAUAGAAUGCUUUUUUUUUUUUAACAGUGUACAGGCAAAAGGGAGCUAAGAGAAAGGAUAAUUAAAAAUGCAGACUGAAUGAAUUGUAGUGAAAAUGGAGGGACUGUGUUUGUUGUAAUAUUUCAUCCUAAUUCAUAUUUUAGCAACAUAACAGUCUUAAAUGUUUGUAUUUCUUGACAGUUGAACAAUCGAUGUGUUCGUGCCAAAAUAAAUGUUGCUAUGAUAUGUCAGACGCUGGUAAGCCCACCAGAAGGGAACAAGGAGAUAAGCAGAGACAACAUCCUAUGCAAGAUUACCUAUGUAGCAAAUGGUAAGGCAUGUCUACACAUUUCGUUGCAAACUGAGUUUAUGCAAAAGCCCCGCUCCUUUUCUUAAUAAAGCACCUAGUUGUAGGCACUAUAUAAUAAACUGGGAACUUAAAAAUAGGAACACUAUUUAGUUUAUAUAAAUGAGGCAACUUCGAGCCAAUCUAGUCAAAGGUUUUUUUAAGGACUGUUGAAACUAGGGUUGAGUGCUUUUGGGGGGGGGGUGAGCUUUUCUUAGUUUUGCCAAAAGUUGUUGAACAACCAUGCCAUUUCUGAGCUAUUUUUAUGGGAAAUCAGCAAAAAAAGGCACUGCCGUCAUGGGCUGCCAUAGAUCCGGAUUUUCCCAGACGUAUGGCAACCCUAGUUGAAACUGAAGUCAAAUCCAAGUGGUACUGAAAUUUUAAAUGUCCACUUCCUUAUUUAGAAAUGAGGCAGGCAGGCGGGACAUUAGAACAGGUGUUUUCAACCUUUUCAGACAUAGGGCUCACAUGCAUUUGGAGGCCAUUAAUCUUUUACCUUAUAUUUGCAUGGUGCUAGUGCUCCUGUUGCAACCCACCUUGGAUCAGGCCACCAUCCACUAGUGGGUUUCAACCCACCCAUUGAGGACCAGUAAGUACACUUGGCUAAAUGCCUUCUGUCCAUUUCACAUAUCAACAAGACUAGGUUUCAUACAAUGAACAGUGAAGCCACAUUCAAACCUUCUCUCUGAUAGGUGUGUAUCCGUUCGAUGCAUUUACGCUUCCCUUUCUUUGCACUUAAUAUAUUGGGUGCAAUGGAUGAAGUAGCUCUUAGGUUUCAUAGGCUAGUCGCUACCAAAUGUCAUAUAUAUAUUUAAUCUCUUUUCCCUAUAAAUACUAUACUUUAAAUUUACAAAAAAUGAUACAUGUAUUUCUGUCAAGGUUUUUUUUAAAAAAAUUGCUGCUCUUAUAUUUGUACGUCGUUUCCUUUGCUCCAACAUGCAAUAUUUUGUUCUUACAUAGAUAUUCAGCAUGCUUCUUAUGCUGCAGCCAGGGAUCAUGAACCUUUUUGGACCUCCGAACACAUGUAAUGAAUUGUGGGCAUUACACUUCAUCUAGCUGCAAAUAUUUCCAGCUCCCUACACAAACCACACAUACAUACAGGACCCAUACUCUCACAUGCAUGUAUGCAGCACACACUCAUAUAAUUUCAUUCUAUUUCACAAACACACACACAUUCAAGGGCUCUCUGAUCAGGUCUGAAGUGUCCAUUGAAUCUGAAGUGUAGGAGGAUGAGUAAUUGCUGGAGGAGGAUCCACAUCUCAGGAUUGACUUUCCUUCUUAUAAUAUUUUCGUGCCCUUUUGGCCAAGGCCACAAAAGUGCUUUCUUCUGGUCCUGCACCACCUGAAGGUGAAGCUGCUCAGGCAUCAAGGGUAGUUUUUGCUCAAGGACCCCUGAAACCCCACAUAGGUGCUUCCUUAGAUUCCCCCCCCCCCACACACACAGAGUACACAAGACAGAGUGGAUCAACCCUAUGCAAGGGAAAUCUUUACUUCACAUAGCUAAUAAACUCUACACUUGGACACAGUUCUGUGCAAUCCCAACCAGGGACUAAGACAUCUGCCACUUUAAUCAGGAGUCGGAAGAAAACUUUUUUGGGUUGUUGUUUUUGUUAAUUGCUGCUCUCAACCUCUGUGCCUAUAUGUUCACGUGCAGUAUUCAGAUAUGCCCAAAGACUGAGGCAAACUGAUGAAAAGCAGGCCGCCUUAAUAAAAUCAUUUGUUCUGCAUAAAAACUGGUGUAUUGUUCUAGUUGCAUUUUUAUAUAUGCGAUGUCACUUUUCAGUGUAUACAUCACUCUCAUCUUUAUUUGUAGUGAACCCUGGAGGUUGGGCACCAGCUUCUGUGUUACGGGCAGUAGCAAAGCGAGAGUACCCCAAAUUCUUGAAGCGGUUCACAUCGUAUGUGCAAGAGAAAACGUCAGGAAAGCCUAUUUUGUUCUAGUGUUAACAGGUAAUGCAAUAGAGACAGCCAUUGCAUAAUUAAGAGAUACUGAGAUUCUGGGAAUACAGUGUUAUUUGGAGCUUAAUUUUAAAAUGGUGCAGUAAGUUUGAAAUCUUCCUGUGUUGGGAGGCAAGGAAGAUUUUUUUUGUUGCAGGGUAAAAUUUGAGAAUCAACAUUAUAUUUUGGGGGAAUUGCUUUUGUCACUGAAAUACUGUGAAAACUGAAAUUGCAAUGUUGCUGCCUUUGAAGCAUAUCUGAAGUUUGGUAUAGUUGGAUUCCUUGUGUUUCAUAUAAAAGAAACAUUAGGUGCACAUAUUUGUUUUUGCCCCUUAUAAGGCUGUGCAGUGGGUUUCUUCAGCUGCCUAGAAUGAUCAGUUAAGAAAUCAUGUAGCUAGGAAACAGUAGGAAUGGGUAACGUAACCUUGCUGGCAAUCUGUCUGCUAGUAAAUGCAGAAGGAACAAUAAAUAAAAUGGCAGGUGGUGAUUUCAUUAUUAAACCCUCAAAUUAAGGCCCCCCUUCUGUCUUUUCUGUGGGUGUCACUUAUUGUUAUAUAAUACUCAACAGACUCUCUUCCUUCUGAACUGUCAAAUGAAAGCAUGAAUGGGGAAUAUAUAAUAAAGACAUUAUUGUGCUUUCCACAUUUUCAUGUUUCAUAGCACCGUCUUAGCUUUGUUGGUGGUAGUCAGAACUGAAGCUUUCAUCCAUUCCCCUCCCUCCUCCAUCCCCAGUGAUUGGAACAAGGCUGUGUGA